AUGCAAGCCCCACUCAUCCUUAUCCUCUGCUCUGCGGUGAGUUCAAUGCAUUAUACAUUGCAAUGUCAAAUUUUACCAUUUGCUUUAAAGAUUUUAAUUUAUCACUUAUUCUAUUUUGCUAUUAAAUGAAACUGUAUCCAGAUCUAAACUCUCAAGCCAACUGCAUAGGGCUUGAAAAAUCCAACAUGGAUUUAUUAAAAUAACCUCUAUUAAAAUGACCCUUAUAUUUAUUGGCAGAAGUAUAAAUAUAUACUGCAUUUAAAAAAAAAAAAUUAAAUACCCAAUUUUAUGUUCUGGGUUAGCCUUCCUGUCCAGUGACAAAUUAAGCAAUGUAAAAAACUGCAUUAACCUUAAAAGUGUAAGCCUCCCUCCCCUCCCAUCCCCUGUACUCAUGCAUUAUUUAGCCAUUUUAUAUAUGGCUGUUAAUGGUCCAUUUUUUAUUUGCGGAGAUAGUUCAGGUCAUCCUGUGAAAUGGCAUUGCUGAUGUUAGAUUCGUUCCUUGCAUGCAAGUACUGGUUUGUGGAUCAUGAAUGAAUGGACUGGCUUUGAAGGGACACUUGGUUUCUUAUUGUAAGGGGAAUAAACAUUGUGGGGGGAUCCCAGAUCUGACUCUGAGGCAUUGAGUCUCUGAGUACAUCCUUCUAGCCUAGAUCUGCAGUGUACAAGGGUUUGGCUUCAGGAUAAUGCAGUAGUGAUAAUCAUCUUUGUAUUGGUGCGUACAAAACCCCACACAAUCUCAGAUUUCAGCCUGAGCUGCUCGCUGUGUGCCCUUCAAUUCAAAUCCUGCUCCAGACCUUUCAAAAGCCCCCACCCUAGCAUAGGAAAAAAAAAAUCUAUUAGUGGAAUAUAUCAAUACGGCUAUUGAUGCAUGAUAGCCGUCACCCUCCUUCGCUUUCUGUAUCAACUAAUGGUUAUCUAUCAUUGAUACAUUUCUUGUGGUCAGUGUGUGACUCUCUAAAUCCCAUUGCCCUGUUUGUAAAAUUAAUGGACUUGAGGAAAGUGGCUAAGCAAAUAUUGUUUCUAUUGUUUUUUUGGUCUUCAGAAGACAGGCUUUAAAAACAUCAUUGUUGGCUGGACUCUAAAUCCCAUCACGCAAUUGUGAGCUGGGUUUCCAUUAGUUGAUGGAGAGACUACUUUUUUUCCCUGCAUCCUUCAGGCAGUCAAGGAUCAUCACAAAAAGUUUCUCCUUGUGUCCUCUUAGAGGCGUUUACAGUGAUCAGAUUGUAAAUUCGUAAGAUCAGGAGAUAAGAUUUACACAGUUGAUGGGAUUGUGGUUUUGUAAUAUUCGUUAGAUAAUAAAUGUUUUUUUUCUGUUAUCUGAACUUGUAAAUAAUUCUAAUGGCAUCAUGUCCACAUGCUCUACUAGAUCUGGACAAUAAUGUCAAGGAAGUCCUUGCUCAGAAUGCUGCAAAUUUAAGUACUCAGUUGUAUUUGAGGCUGAACUUAUUUUUAGGUGGGUGGGCUUGGAGGGUAGGAUAUGGUCUUGUGAUUUGUAAACAAAAAAGUAUGAUGUUAUUGUACGAGAAAAUUUUUCUGGAUGGUUUGAAUGGACUGGAAGUGGGUUUAUGGAGUAAACUAAUAAGACAAGUCAAUGUUGAAGAGCUUGGGUGAUAAUGGUUGGGUUGGGUUGGACUGAUGGAUAAGUUAAUGUGCGUGUUCUUGAGUAGUUUAGCUGUGUCCUGGAUAGUCUUUUUUUGUUUUUAAUUCAAUCUGAUAAUCUUGAAAAGAUUAUGGCCAUUCUGGAUGUUCUCCUGGUUGACUUCAUAUAAAUCGUCUGGAAAGAUAAUAGUUGUUUUGGAUGGUCUGCUGGUUGAGUUAAUUUAAUUGUUAUGAAAAGAUAAUAGGUGUUCUGGAUUGUAAAUUGAUUGUGUUAAUGUUGAUGCGUGGGACGAUGUAUGGCAUUCUGGAUACCUUAUAGAUGGACCGGUAAUGUAAUGAGUGUUUUUGAUGAUGAUGUAGGAAGAUGUACUUUGGAGACAUUGUUAUCCUACUACAUGGGUCUGGGUUUUGGGUGUGUUCCUUCAAGGUUGUUUUUAUUAUUCUUGGUGGCCUAAUAAUAUACACAAGUCUGAAUUGACAAUAAGACAUGUAAAACUGUUUAUACAUAGUUUAAUGAUCAGGAAUAUGCAUUUUGGGUAAAUUUACAUAUUUUUUCCCCUUUUCUUUAGCUCUUUGUAGGAAUCUGGGCUGUUAGAAUUAUUCCACAUGUGACUAUGAUUCCAUUUGUGCUGAGUGUUCUGAAUGCUCCUAUAGUUAAGAAUCUGAAUCAGAUAUUGUAAGUGAUUGCUGACUAGUGAAGGCUAGUUUAGUAAUUUAAUGUAAGCUCGUAAUGGAAAUAAGGUCUUAAAACAUUUUCCUGUUGUUUGUAAAGAAAAUUUCGACCAACAGAGAUUCUCGUUCUGAAAUAUGAAUAUGUAGUUGAUAUGUGUAACUAUGGAUAUUAUGCAAUCAAUUACACAUUUAGUUAACUUUGUAUACAUUAUCCAUCCAUUCUCAUGUGGGUUAUUAGGGAUUGUGGAUUAAUUAGCAAUGUUGUGUUUGUUUGUUUUUAAUAUUGAUAACUUGAAUUGAUUAGAAAGUUAUGGGAAGACAAGUGGAUUAGCUAGGGCUCCUAUGAGCAUCUAAGUGUCUGUGGAAGGGGUAGCCAUCUUUCGGCACGCCAGAUGUUGUGGUCUACAUCUCCCCUGAUACUUUUCUACGAUUAAGGCUGUAAGACCAUUAUGGAAUGCUGAAGGUUGCCUACCCCUGGCCUAUGAGUUGGUUAGGAAUAUAUAAACUAGUUAUGGAUAUUGCGGGCAGGUUAAUGAAUACGAAAUUAGUUAGAAUCUUGUUAACAAGCUAGGAUUACUGUGCAUAGGUAGGUGGUUAUGGAUUGGUUAGGGAUAAUGUGAGCAGAUAAGUGAUUGGAUACUUUAGACUGGUUAAGAAUCUUGUGGGUUUGGUUGGAAAUAUUGCAUAUGGGUUAUAAGGGAUAUGUCGGACUAGUUAGGGCUAUCAAGUGUUGUUAGCAAUGUUCUAGUUCGGUUAGUGAAGGAUGCUUAGUGAUCUAGAUUGGUUAAGUAUAUUGUGGGUUGGUUAGAAAUAUUGUGGGUUAGUUAACAGUAUCAUUGGAUUAUUAGUGAUGGUGUGUUUUGGUUAUUGGUGUAGGUUGGUUAGUAAUGUGGAUUGGGCAUAAAACAUGGAUUGACUAGGAUUGUGAGUAGUUUUACGGGUUAGUUAGGCAUAUUGUGGUUUCAUUGAGGAUUCCAUGGAUUCUCUAGGGAUAUUUUGGGCUGGUUAGUUUUAUUGUGGUUUGUGUAUGGAAACUAUAACAGCAUAUAAAAGAUAUAUAAGGGAGAGCCCUGUGUUAUUUCUUUGAUUAAAAAAUACAUACAUUAUUUCUAUAGUGAUUUAUUUACUUUUUCCCUCAAUUAAAAAAAAACAACAACUUUCUAUGAGACCCACCCUUCUUUGAUCAAGACAUUGGUGGAAUGCUAUAUCUUAUUGAUCUCUGUUUCAGAAAUUGCCCAAUACACUCAAUCGAGCCAAGAAAAUAAUUACUCAUCACCCGAAUGAUCUCUCAAGAGAAAAAGACAAACAGAUGGCUUUUAUCUGUUCGGUAGUCAUUAGUGUAAAUAAUCUAUGUCAAUGCAACAUGUGCAAAAAAAAAACCUAGCAAUUAUAUUUACUUUAACCCCGGGUUAAUGAGCAGUAAGAGAAACGUAAAGAUACUAAACAUAAAUGAAUUAUGGGAAAUUUUAGAGCAUUGCUUUUUUAAUGGAUUUAAGUUUGGUAAACGAGCGCAACACAGAAAGAAAGAAACCACGAGAUUCCUUGGGACUGUGAGUCUUUUGACAGCUGCCUUCUUGGAAACCCAUGUAGAUGCUGAUAUAGUGAUUGUAUCUCAGGCUAGAUAAAGCAGUGAUACUGAUUACAGAGCACUAGUUCUCAAGUUCUUAAAAUCAACAGAGGUCCACAAUGCAUUGAUUUCUCCAUUUGAAUGGAAUAUGGUAAACGCUACUGUCUGGCCUGCUGGAGUCCUUGUCAACUGGCUUGAGAUGCACCAAUCUAGAAUACCAAACAGAAAUAAAAGUUAUUGAAUUUCAAAUCAUGAUAAAUUGGGGUUGGAAUGUAUAUUCAAAACAAGGGCCAAUUGACUAGUAUCUUAAAAAAAAAAAAAGGCGCUUCCUAAGCAACUUAAGCACUUCCGAACACUGACGUCUCUCAGCCAAUAAGCUAAUUCCUGCACCUCUGGGCUUAGCUCAUACAGAACGCUUACAACUCUCUGUGUGGAGUAGUGAAGGCGGGGAGAGGAGUUCGGUAAACCCCAAGUAAAAAGUCAAACCGCCCACAAACGGAUUGGCUACUUACUUUGAGUGUGCGCCAGGGCACUAGUGUCACUAUAACCACUAGAGCCCACUGUAGUUGUUAUGGUGGUUGUUGUGUUAGUUUAAUAGUUGGUUCUAAUAGGCUUCUUAGCGUGACUGGUCUUGGAGUAAUUUUUUGACGUCCUACCUGUGUAGGUCCAUUUGGGCUUUCUAUACUAGGGGUGCCCAAAAGGUAGAUCCUCAGAUGUUGUAGAACUACAGCCUCGUGAUGCUUUGUCAUUCUAACGGCAUGCGAAGCAUCAUGGAAGCUGUAGUUCUACAACAUUGUGGGAUCUACCUUUUGGGCACCCCUGUUCUAUACAAUGCAUGUGUGUUUUAACAAUACAUAUUCUGCAUUAGUAAUAUUACUGACUUUUGCUACUUUUUAAAUAUUUUUUGCUAAAGUGAAAGGCUAAUUGAUCAGAAAAUGGUGACAUCUCUUUCAGAUUGCCUUGGAAGAUUUUUGAUACAUAUUUAAAAGAAACCGAUAGCGUCAGAAAUACAAAUCAACGCUAUAGUGUUCUCCUCACCAUUUAGAUUAUCAGGCCCCCAUGCAAAGGUAAAAAAAGCUUUUAAGUCAAUUUAAAUACCGCGGCAUGCUGGUCUCUGUGCUCCCGGUCCCGCCUCCUUAGCUGAUGAUCUCAGCCAAUCCAGUGCUUCCCAUUUAAACUGCUAUAGUGGUUCUAGUGGCUAGGGUUCCUUUAAAAUGUAUUUCACGCUCUAGUAAAAUAUAUUUUGAGUAGGCUAUUUUUGAGAAAAUGGGGAUUUGCAUAUUUGGUCACCAAUCUUCUCACAUUUGGCAGAAAAAAACAACCACACAGAUAUAUAAUUUUCCAGUAAAUAUGAGUGAAAUUUAAUAACAAAUAAAAAAGAAAGAUGUAAUUUAAAAAAGAGAAUCAUGAUUCUAAAACAUUUGAAAAUUGUUCAGAAAAUUCUGGAAUGUUUCCGGACUUGUAAAAGCUAUUUUGUAAUAUUUGUUUUGGUAAAGGAUAUACAUUUCAGGGACUGAAUUAAAUUGUAAUUCGGGAUCUUAAAAAACAUUCCAGAAAUAUUAUGGGUCCAGAACAAGACAUUUGAUGUUGUCUGGAUGUUUAUGGUUGAAGGGGCAAUAUUAGAGAGAAGAAAAAGUUUGUUGUUUGUACAUUUAAAGAUACACUCUAAGCACCAUAACUGCAGAACUGAAACCUAUUUUUUUUUUCACAUAAAAACUGGUGGGGCCCCACGGACGAGCCUCCACCAAGAGAGACCCGGGUAAGUUGUCAAACCGGUCAAAACAGUAUUGAUAAAUUACACUAGGAGGGUGCGAAUGCACUGUUGGCACUAUGGUCAAUACAGUGAGCUGUAGUGUUUAUGGUUCUUGGAGUGUUACCCUAAGUAUGCUGUAAUGAAGCGUGUCUGCUAUACAAAAUAAGACAAUGGGAAAGCAUCUUGGGAAUGAUAGCCCGCAAAACUUGGUCUCAAAACGACUACCUCCUCCCCCCUCCAUGGCUGAGAUAAUCAGUCUUGAUGAUCCCAGCAAAUCCAAUGCUUUCCCAUAGGAAAGCAUUGGGAGGCUGUUGUGCAUGCACAGCAAAACACCGCCCUGGCCAAUCAGCAUCUUCUCAAUGAGAUGCAUUGAAUCAUUGUAUCUCUACGGGGAGCGUUCGGCAUCUCCAUGCUCGCUGAACAUAGGUGCUGAAUGUAGGUGCUGCACAUAAUGCAGCACUGAACUAGGAAGCACUUCUAGUGGCCAUCUGAGUGACUGGUACUAAAGGUAGUACUAGGCAACAAUGUAAAUACUUCCUUUUCUCUGGAAAGGCAUUGUUUUUAUUGCUCAGCCUGCAGGGAAAAAGCUAUAGACAACAGAACAACUACAUUAAGCUGUAGUAGUUCUGGUGACCAUAGUGUCCCUUUAAGGAUACACUUUGAUACAUUCAGGGUUUUUUUUGUUUUUGUUUUUUAAUGCAGCUCUAUUAUGCAUUCCUACAGCUCCUGCAAAGACGGAUUUACAACAUAUUAAAUGAAGAUGUACACCUACAAAAUUAACCAUAUAAAUUUGUCUUAAAAAUAAUAGUUGGGGGAAAAAAAUAAAGUGAAAACAUAUACAUAGGGACUGGCUCUCCUAGAGAGGGACACUUGGGUUGUAUGCCAACUUAGACAGAUGCUUCUUGUGGCACUACAUCUUGACCCAGACUAACACUAUGAAGAUCAGCUGUGUUAGAAUUCCCAGCAGUCUAUGCAUACUACUGAGCUGACUAGAUACAGGGUUCCUUUAUUCCUUUAUCUUUGCAUCAUGAUACAAACCAUUCUGUAAUCAAGUAGAUACUUCCUGCAUUCAUAGAUUUUUUUUUUUGUUCAGCCAUGAGAUCGGAAUCCUUUAGAUCUGGCGACUUUGAUUUCAUAGUCCGAAUUUAGUUUUAAAUAGAUAUCUGUGGGAUCCACGUAACCGGUAAUCUGGAACGAGCGUGGAUUUUCAGAGAGUUACAUUCUGUAUUAUAUGAGGUUGUAAAAAACAAUGUUGUUAUGUGUUUUGACCUGAAAAGCUUACACUCUAUUUCUGCUCAGCUAGCCAGAACCAUAGAGGUUUCUCCUUUAUUCUCUUUGAUUCCUGAAAGGCCUGGGAACGGUUCUGAAAGGGGGGCAGGUGGGUUCUGUUAAUCAUUAUAAUUUUGUGGCAUCUCAUAAUCUGUUUUUCUAGAUCACAUUGUGUUCCCGAACUCUCUAUCCCUCCGGUAAAACCUUCAAAUAACACAAAACCACAUUCCUAACAGCUUCUGUUUACUCCACCUAAAAUCUUUCACAAAUGCUAGAGCUGUCAGAAGCAGUGACACCAAAUGUAAAACCACAAAUUAGCUUCACAGACAUAAAAGGCACCUGUAACAGUGUAUUACAGUAAACAAACAAGAAUUAACUACCUUAACCAAUGCCUAGGGUCAGAAGCAACGCAGAGGGUCCCACUGCUCUCUGGUUCUAAUAUUCUAGAUAAAUUCCUACUCACCAAUGAGUUAAGGCUAAUACCCACUGGCAUCGCGCACUCAGGAUAAGACCGCAAAUGUCGGGGCGUAUUCACAAAACGCUGAUCUGUUGUGAUUUGCACACUGAACUGCAAACUCAGGAAAAAAAUAACUAAUAACUAUAAAUCACAGCUUAGACCAGGGGUCCUUAAACUCCGGCCCCCCCCAGAUGUUGCCGAACUACAUCUCCCAUGAUUCUUUGAAUUACAUAGAUAGCCAGAGAAUCAUGGGAGUUGUAGUUCAGCAACAUCUGGGGGGAUGGAGUUUGAGGACACCUGGCUUAGACCAUCUUUCAAUUCAGCUUAUCAUUUCACUGCAAUUCAGUUUAAGAUUAUUUUUUUUGUUAAUGAACAACCCCCCCUCCAAAAAAAAAAAAAAAAAUAUAUAUAUAUAUAUAUAUAUAGUCUGUGGAUAGUUAAUGCAAUGUUAAACAAAAAUCUGCACACCAGUCAAGUCAUAAGACUUGCUUUUCCCACGGAAAUCCCAAGAAACGCAAAAGGGUCAUUUUCUAUAUAAAUUAUUUCAAAUAUAUGAAAGGGUGGCUUUAGCUGUUAAAGGAACUCUCCAAGCACCAUAAAAACUUCAUAAAACUGGCUUGCAAAGAAACUUAUCUUUUUCAAACCAGUUUUAUGAAUGGGGAUUCACUGAUUGGCUGAGAAUGUCAGCCUAUCCCUCUCAGCCAAUUAGUGGUGCCAUUGCCUGAUUCUCAAAAGCCUUCCCGUUUAGAGAUUUUUAGAAAACAGAAGGGCAGAGAGGCAGGGAGAUUCGGCCCUGUAAGAAAGACUUUCGAAUUACCCAUGACUGCUGACCCAUUACCAUCCCACCGUUGCCCCAAAUAAAACACUGGACACCUUUUAAGUGGAUAAGGGCAACGGCCACAGCUUUAUUAAACAGUAAAAAACUUAAUUCUUAAUUCCUGCCAGCUGUUGGGUGAGGACCCAACAGGCAGUUCUCCUUCUUUGUUCGCCAAGAGCCCAAUCCAGCCGUCGCUAGCCAUCAGCCUUGCGACGACUGUCGUCUCCCCAAGGUGACCUUGCGUCAUACUCCUUUCCUUUUCGCUUCCGCUGUCCAGGGAAAACCGCCUGCUGUGACAAUGAGAGAAAACAAAACACGAAACCACCAACACACCACAACACCAAACAGGGAGGGAGGGUGGGAAAUUUAACCAGGGUGACUGACUAUCUCCUUCUGACUGGUAAGUCUCCUCCCUUGCUUCACCUUUAUGAAUCCUUCCAUCUUUGCAACAUUGUUGCUACCAUUGUACCAUCCCACUAUCCUGGGCAGCAGUCAUGCUCCCCCUUCCCUAUUUGUCCAGGGGGACACUUUAAGGUGAGCCAGUGCCCGGCACUUACUGGCACCAAAACAACUUAAUUUUGAUGAAGUGGUUAUGGUGCAUAAACUGUUCCUUUAAGGCAAAAAACUUUUGGGAAACUGUGUACUGAACAGUAAAUUUAACUAAAUUAGCCACAUUUUGAAUGUUGGCCAAAUUUGCUGAGUUGGACAUUUUUCCACUCACCUGUUUGAACCACACUUUGCUAAUUAUUGCAUAGAGACUACUUUAUAUAUUUAAUUCUGUGUCAAGUACGCCUGCAUACAUAUACAAUACAGUAUAUGAAUAUCCAUCAAACAGUAUGAGCUGCUCCUUAUACUGGAACUCGUAAUGUGUUUAGUGACAGGUCAUACCUUCCAAGUGUCCCAAUUUAGAAGGGACAGUCUCUAUUUUUGACCCAAAUCCCCAUUUUCUAUCCAAAUGUCCCUCUUUUCUAGGAGCUCCAUAUUGUUGGCGUGUCUGAGUGUAUAACAGAGCUCCACAGCAAUAAUACUCACAGUAAUGUGUCUGAGUGUAUAACAAAGCUCUGCAGCAAUAAUACUCCCAGUAAUGUGUCUUUAAACUACAAUAAAUGUGUUUAGAAUUCAGUUUGUGUAAAUAAGAUACAUUGUUCUUGUUCUAAAUUACAUUUUACUGGUAUAAAUUGUUAUUAGUAAGUCACCAAAAAUGUCUCCAAACAGCCCCGCCCCUGGCCACACCCCCACUCACCCCCCUAAAAUUAAAGUGUCCUUCUUUCAUCAAUUAAAAUGCUGGUAUGAAUAUAUGGUUUCUCACAUGCCCAGAUUCUGCCAAAUGAACUGUAAAACAUGGUAGAAUGUUAAGCUGGUCCUUACAUAUUUAGAAGCCAACCACGUUCCCAUAGUAGCCAGAAAAUGAUGUACAUAGGGAUAUGUUUGUAAAACAAUUUUAAAAAUGAAUCCCCAAUGAUAAUGUGUUCAGGAGACUUGGCACCGAGCUUGCAGGCUCGACAAUCCCUGAUCUCACCACUCAUCCCUUUAUUGACCGUAGAAUCCCACAUCUGGCCCAGAUAUUCAGAAAUAAGCCAUUCUGUUAGCUCCCUGCCCUGGUCCUAAUGUAUUACAUUUAUCUCAAAGUUUAAUCUGGGAUUUUAAACCACACUACAUGAUCCUGUGGAGACAGGCUGACAUUGCAACAUGCUACACAUGUUCCCUCUGCAGUUACAGCUGUCAAAUCGUUAUGAGGUCAUUUUUAUAUAGUAUUUUUUGCUGUUAAAACAUCUAUUUUCAUAAUAAAAAUACACAGUGCUAUAGUUGUAUUGCUCUGCCACCCUCGUGCAUUGUCAUUUUCAGGGUUAUUCGCUAAACUGAAAUUUCAAAGUGAGUUCAAAGUGAAUUUAAAAUUUAAGGCCAAAAUAGUCAAUUCGUUGGCAUUGCUGAGAUAGAGAAUUUUCCCAGCUCAGUUAUAUUUUGGCCUUAAAUUUGAAAUUCGCUUUAACUUUAAAUACUCACCUUUUCGAACAAUCCUGUUAAUUUCUGUCCGCAAUCAGUCAGUCCUGGCUGAGCCUUAUUAGAAUUGCAGUCCAAUUCACUGUGGUGGCUAAAGUUGCCUGUCCUUAGCUCCCCAAAAGGUAAAUCACUCUCUAAUCAGAAAUGUCAAAUUGCUCCCUAGUCCUGGGUGGAUUAUGAAUCCCACCGUUCCGAGGACCGCUGUGCCCUAGAGGUGGCUGUCUGAGGAUAAUAGGAGUUGCAGUUCGACAAGCACUGGAGUGGAGAGCUGUCUGUUGGCUACUCCUCUAAAUGUUGGCACAUGCACAUACACACUGGUGUACAAUACCAACCCACAUGACAUCUGCAAUUACUUCCACUGAUUUGUUUAUGUGUGUUUUAACAAAUAUAAACAAACACACGUGAUUGUGUCUGUGUGCGUACUGGGAGACUGUGCAAACACUUUUAAUCACCAUCAUGCAACUGUUAGCUGAAGGUAUACUGUCUCAGUUAAGGAAGGCAAACAUGUAUUGACACACACUACGAUAUGUAUGUAUGUACUUCUGUAAAAUGAUUUGAUAAACAGAUACAAUGUAAACAUGCAGACACAGGUGACCGGAUCCUCCCGAGGGAGGGGUGAGGGAAUCUCUAUGAACAGGUUCAGAACUGAGUGCAGUGAUUCAUAUCGUGGUGUUUGACGCAUGAAAAUCAAAGAAAUAUUCGGAGAUUGUGUGUGCCCAUGAUCAUGUCUGUUCGUGUAUGCAUUUGUGUAUUCAUGUGUGUGCGUCAGUGCCCAUCCAUGUAUUAUUUUUGUUUGUGUAUGCCCGCAUGGGUUUCCAUAUGCCCGUUUAAUGGUCGACACGCAUGUUAACGUGAUGAUUUCUCUAUCCUUCGCUAUCCAUACGUCUUCACGUGUAUUAUCUAUGUUUGUGAAUUAUGGUCACCACGUAACCAUUUUGAUCUGGGAGCUAAUGAAUUCUUCAUUCUAACAGACAUGGUUUCAGAGUGCUGCCCAGCAAUGUGUAUGUGGGGUUGCCAGGUGUGCUCGACAUGAAAAGUCCUGCCUUGUAGAAUGCGACAUUUAUAUGCUGUGGGAGUCCAAAUCAAUGCAUGUAAUCAAUGCCUUUCCUUUGGGAUCACUCCUUCAUUGAUUAAUUCAUUAAUUGACUUCCCUUCUGUAACAUAGAGAUAAUAUGUAACAAAUGAGUGCAAGCACUUUUCAUGCACUGCCUAAUUUAAUGAAAUACGAUACACGCAAAGAUUGUUGAUAUGAAGACCUUAGAAUUCAUAUACUCCUGGUAUCACAUAAAUUAGCUAAAUAUGUUGGUUAUGACUAGGUAAUUGAUUUUAAACCAGGAACACAUUCUAUACAAUACCAUUGCUUUUUUCACAACAUUUAGCAAAACAGGGGGGCUUUAAAGAGUUCCGGAUGCUGGAGUCCUAGCCCUUUAAAUCCCCCUCCCCAUCCUGUUAUUUUUCUGUAGCAUUUUCAAGACAAUAUUAUGUGUGCCACAAUAUAUGGCCACGGUGAAACAGAGGAAACUAUAUUCUACUUGAUCAUCGGGAUAUAAUACCAUUAAUAUGGACCUGGCAAAUGGUGGCACAGGUGGUUAGGAGAGGGUGAUACUUAUUAUUACUAUUUUAUUAUUUAUAUAGCGCCAACAGAUUCUGUAGCGCUGUACAAUGGGUGAUACUUAGUUGAGAAGCAAGGGUAGUAGAAAAAAGUAGUAAAUGGUGAGACUGGAGUGGGGGAGACGGUUAUACCGGACUGGCAUGGCAGGUAUUGUGGGAACAUGUGGAGGGAGAAUGGUGACACUUUGGUGGGGAGGAAAUGGUGAGUGUGGAGGGGGAGAUGGUGAUGCUGGGUAGUAAUUAUUUGUUUAAGGGUCAGAAUAAGAAAGGACAAGACGUUUUUUAGUCUACGUAGAAGCCGGUCAGAUUGAGACUAAGGGGUCAAGUGAUUGAACUUACAGGGUUCAGUGGUGGAGUUAGGAAGGGGCCAUAGGGAUCAGCCAAUACAUUUUGCUUUGGACUCAUGCCCCGUCAUUUUGCAACAUACCAGCCCAACUGAUACAGAGAAUUUUCGUGUUAACUUUUCAAAUAAACCUUCAAUCUCUCUGUGUGAGUAUCUGCUAAGAAGCAACAUGUGUAUAUAUAUAUGUAAUGUGCGAUGGAAUCUUUGUCUGUAGUGUUUAUAGUGGAACAUUUUGUGUAUGUCUGAGCUGGAUAUAUAUGAUGUUUGGAAGUCUAUAUAUUGAUGAAUGUGUAGAGUUGGAAAUUAAAACACCCGCACAUCCAUUAAGGAUCAGUAAAUCCUAUUUUAUUUUUAGAGAUCAGUAAGUUAGAUCAAGAUUUGUUUCACUGCCCCAAGGAUAGGUUUAAAAGCUCUUCUAAAACACUUUAUUCCUGACUUCCUUUUGAGGUCAAUGGUUUGCUUUAUGAACCCAAUCACAGAUUAAAACCAGGUGAAUGAUCGCCACGAGUGCUUUUAAAGAGAAUUCCAUGAUUGAUGGAUGGAUCAUUACUGAUCCCGAGCGGUACCCUAUCUUUCCAGCAAUAUGGAUGUCUGUCUGACAGUCAAAUCAUGUCUCCAUCAGAAAAGAACAUUGGAAACUCUGUGCCUUUCAGCAUUCCCUACCAUGCACCAGGGACAUGGGGUGGAGUAUCUCAGAUACUGGGCUUGAUAGCAGAUGUGCUUGUGUGGUGAACAGGGGGUCGUUUAAGUACAUGGCAUGGACAUGCUAGGGUUGUGCCAACCUGCCAUUUUGGUUUCAUAUGUGUAGAGCCCGGCAAACGAUCUCUGUUAAGUCUAAAAUAAUAUUCACAAUGAUGAGCAUAUGAGGAUAAUCUCUAAUGUCACUGACACACACACUCAAUGACAGACAUACACUCACUGACACACACACACACACACACACAGAAACUGACUGACAGACACACACACACACACUCACUGACAUACAGAUAAACAGAUACAUUAAAGCUUUAGCACUGGGAAUGCAUGUUUUUAUUCCCAGCUCUGUAGUGUUCCUUUUUGACAAAGUAAUCCUUGUCUGUUCUAUAUAAACACACUUUUGUGCACUGUAAUCUAAUUGGUUGUCCUAUAGAAUUUUUAAACUGCUGAUUGGAAGAGGAUCCACAAUUGGAUGGCCACCAUUUUUAUCGUCCUCAUCACUAUAUCAGGUUUACUUUGUUGCAAUGCCUUAUGGGUAAAGUGUUACCUGUUGAAUGUUUGGUGAGUGCACUGCUUAUAUAAGUUGCAUCGUCUUUUAAUGUGAAAUCAGCUGGUUCCUGGAAUUCUAAAAAUACCAGCCAUGAUUACACGACAUCAAAUUAAUUCCCCAUACUUUUGGCAUCUUUUUUUUAUAAGGCCAACAAAAAAUUCAGGAUUCAGACAAUUUGAUUUCCGGACUGAACUGUGUUAUCAGAAAAUAAAAUUCGAUUUCAUUUUUGAUCCAAACUGGGAGAAUUCUCCAAGUCAGCUGUGUUUUCUGUUUGGUUAUUUUAACUUAAAUGGGCAGUCUAUGCAUAAUAAGCAUUACAUGUUGAUGUAGUGGUUAUAGUGCUAGUAAGCUGCAGGUGCUCUCCCUUGUGUCUUGAUAAAACCAUUUUUGCAUAGUUUGACCAUAGCACCUAUUGCCCAACCUCCACUCUCAGGAUUGGUCGUUCAGGAGUUCCAAGUCUGCAUUAGCAAUAUGAAUUUGGAUGACAGUGAUAGGCUGCACAUGUUAGCUGACGGGCUCAGCCACUCACUGCUGUCCCAAUAUGGGCGAAACUAAUAUUUGGCAAUUUUGUGGAACAUGGUGCCCCCCUUAGACUAACCCAUUAGUGUAUAGCUGUAAAAAGUGUCCUGAAAAAAUGCAGGCACAUCAUUUACCCAGAAAACCAGAUGAUGGCCAAGGAAGUCUCUGCAAGACAGGCCUUUGGGGUUCUGUUUUGUUAGUAAAAUAAAAACAUUUCUGUGUUGGAAUGCAUAAAAUAUGUCCAUUUAAAGGUUGACAUUUUACGUCACUAAAGUACUUUUCUUAGCAUUACUUUUGUGUAAAUUAAGCUGUUAAAUCACUAAUCUGCCUGUAGGGUGUGUGAAGAACACUUGUACUUCACAGAACUAUAGUAUAUCUGGGGGAACCAGCAUUUUCAACUUUGCACCUGCAGGUUGUCACUGUCACUUAGCAAUGUCACCCAGUGUGGGCUUGAGAACAGCUGCUGUGAAUCUCCUAUCCCUUUAAGAAUGCAAACAAUCCGUGCAAGGGGAUUUCUGCAGAAAUCAGAAGGUGUCAGACUAUGAAAGAGGUGCUAUAGACUCUGUGAGGGAGAGAUAUCAGACUGUUCUGUUCUGAAAAGUAGUGUAACGAUGUAAGAAGGGGAGGAAUCAUCAAUGGAAUGUGCUUGCUGCUUGCACUGGUUUCCAUGGCGAUUGCCCCACUUUUAGUACUUUGCAACACUUUUCAGAAAAUAGCACCUUGAUAAAUCACCCCACUGUGAAAGUAGAAAGUAAAAUACUCCCCUGAGCCUGUCCUGAUAAUCUGAAAGGUCACUGUAAAUUAUAUAUAAACCCAGCACUGUCUGAGCCUGUCCUGAUAAUCUGCAGUCAGGAUGUCGCUGUACAUUAUAUAUAAACCCAGCGCUGUCUGAGCCUGUCCUGAUAAUCUGCAGUCAGGAGGUCGCUGUACAUUAUAUAUAAACCCAGCGCUGUCUGAGCCUGUCCUGAUAAUCUGCAGUCAUGAUGUCGCUGUGCAUUAUAUAUAAACCCAGCGCUGUCUGAGCCUGUCCUGAUAAUCUGCAGUCAGAAGGUCGCUGUACAUUAUAUAUAAACCCAGCGCUGUCUGAGCCUGUCCUGAUAAUCUGCAGUCAGGAGGUCGCUGUACAUUAUAUAUAAACCCAGCGCUGUCUGAGCCUGUCAUGAUAAUCUGCAGUCAGGAGGUCGCUGUACAUUAUAUAUAAACCCAGCGCUGUCUGAGCCUGUCCUGAUAAUCUGCAGUCAUCAUGUUGCUGUACAUUAUAUAUAAACCCAGCGCUGUCUGAGCCUGUCCUGAUACUCUGCAGUCAGGAGGUCGCUGUGCAUUAUAUAUAAACCCAGCGCUGUCUGAGCCUGUCCUGAUAAUCUACAGUUAGGAGGUCACUGUACAUUAUAUAUAAACCCAGCGCUGUCUGAGCCUGUCCUGAUAAUCUGCAGUCAGAAGGUCGCUGUACAUUAUAUAUAAACCCAGCGCUGUCUGAGCCUGUCCUGAUAAUCUGCAGUCAGGAGGUCGCUGUACAUUAUAUAUAAACCCAGCGCUGUCUGAGCCUGUCCUGAUAAUCUGCAGUCAGGAGGUCGCUGUACAUUAUAUAUAAACCCAGCGCUGUCUGAGCCUGUCCUGAUAAUCUGCAGUCAGGAGGUCGCUGUACAUUAUAUAUAAACCCAGCGCUGUCUGAGCCUGUCCUGAUAAUCUGCAGUCAGGAGGUCGCUGUACAUUAUAUAUAAACCCAGCGCUGUCUGAGCCUGUCCUGAUAAUCUGCAGUCAGGAGGUCGCUGUACAUUAUAUAUAAACCCAGCGCUGUCUGAGCCUGUCCUGAUAAUCUGCAGUCAGGAGGUCGCUGUACAUUAUAUAUAAACCCAGCGCUGUCUGAGCCUGUCCUGAUAAUCUGCAGUCAGGAGGUCGCUGUACAUUAUAUAUAAACCCAGCGCUGUCGGAGCCUGUCCUGAUAAUCUGCAGUCAGGAGGUCGCUGUUCAUUAUAUAUAAACCCAGCGCUGUCGGAGCCUGUCCUGAUAAUCUGCAGUCAGGAGGUCGCUGUACAUUAUAUAUAAACCCAGCGCUGUCUGAGCCUGUCCUGAUAAUCUGCAGUCAGUAGUUUGCUGUACAUUAUAUAUAAACCCAGCGCUGCCUGAGCCGGUCCUGAUCAUCUGCAGCCAGGAGGUCGCUGUACAUUAUAUAUAAACCCAGCGCUGUCUGAGCCUGUCCCGAUAAUCUGCAGUCAGGAGGUCACUGUACAAUACAUAGAACAGACAGUGCCAGGGGACUCAAGAAACUAUAACCACUUUUAUCAGAUAAAGCAAUUACAAUGUCUAGUAUUCCGUUAAUACUACCCGCUGUGACACACAGUGACCCUAUGUUGCCAGGGUCCUUAGAAAGUGACAGUGCUAAUUCUCGCGAGUCACAAGCACACAUCUGACCAUCACUCUGCCUCAAAUCUGAUUUAAACAUUCACUAUUGAGUGAAUAAACGCCCAAAUACCAUGCUGAGAAACUACUCUCCAGCUACAUAUGGUAAUUUGAAUUUUAUAUAAACUCUUACAAGCCUGUAAUAAAAUUUGACUUUUAUUAUAGUUACUGAAAUCUUUAUUUAUUUCUGCUUGUGGUCUGUCAUUCCUUCGCUGUUUAUUUUAGUUCCCUGGGUUUCUAUACAAUUGCUAAGUCGCGUUUUCCAAAAAUAGCUUGCCAUAAUACGCUUUUAUUUUUUUAAUUAGACUUUAAUUACAUUUUAUGAUUUUUUUUAAGGCCACAUUUAAAUGCAUCUGCCAUCUCUCAUAACAUUUUUGAUAGAUUCCAUUUAAAUAUUCUCACUCGCGGCAGAUCUAUGCAAUUUAUGGGAUUUUCCUCAACUCUCACAAAAUGAUUCCGAUACCAUACCUCCCAAGUAUCCUUGUUUUUGUGACUUUUUUUUUAUUUUUAUUUUUUUUAUGAUUUUCUCAAUCUUUUAUAUAAAAUUGGAUUUUUGCCUGAUAGGUGUAUUACAGACUUCAAAUAAAAUAUAUAUUUAAAGCACGUCAAAUGUGCGACAAUAGCUUGUGCCGAUUUUGUUCUUUAAUUUCACAAAAUUAGCUUUUAGUGACAGAAGACUAUCCAUAGGUGAUAAAGUCACUUAAAAAUCUUCUGAAGUGUUCACAACCCAUUAAAAAAAAAAAAUCAUAUUAUUGUUUUAGCCUUAGUGUUGUCCCACUGAUAGUUGAACCUUUGUAUGUAAGAAAACACACAUGGGAUCUUUACUUCCUAAAUGUAAGACGUGUUCAGGUGGGAAAUAGAGUAGCCACCACUUUAUGUGCUUUCAUGACCAAUUUUCAUCAUGUCAACCAUCAAGGACAGAGAAGAACUGGGAUAGUAGUGCAGUUUUUUAUGACAAAGCUACGAUUGGAUCCUGAUUUCCAAUGGCCUUUCCACUGCCCGGUCAAGAUGUCCUAUCUCGAGCAUAACUGCUUUUAGCAAUAAAUGGGUAUUCUACUGUGUUGGAGAUACGUUAGGGUCACCCUUCCACCACAUGAUGCAGCUCCUGGAGACCUUGUCAGGUUUACCCCACCACCGAGUCCCUCUUCUGCUGAGCUACACGUGUAACUAUCUCUGACCUGAAGUGUACCAGUUCUCUGCAUUUGCUACAAAUACAAAGUACAGAAAAUCCUGUUUGAGACUGAAAACCAUAAAACCAGUAAUACUUCUCAAUUUUUUAGAUAAAUUGGUAAGUUGGUGGUGGGACUGGAACCCCGAGGAAUAACUCGAAGUCUGGAAAAUUUCCAAUUGGUGCAUAUUAUACUUUCCUAGUGAUUUCUCUCAGUAUCUAUCAAAAAUAAGGUGUCAUUUAUUGCUUCCUUACCAGGUUAUAUUAAGAUUUAUGUAGUUUAUAAUGUGUAAUAAUUUUGCACCUGUGGUGCACGAUUCCCAACUGACUUGACAAUCCAUACUGCUAAGAACACCUGAGGUAUGUUUAAGCCCUGGGUUGAUGUAAAGUUCAUUGACAGGUGGAUAUUUUAGGUCGUAAGUCCAAAAAUGUCCAAAUGUGGAUAACCACUUAAAAUGAAUGUGACUCAACUUCUCUUGGACUGAAUAGAGUUGAAUCUUUUAAACGUUGGCACUUUUAUUGUUAAAUCUAUAGUGAAAACCUCUCCAACUGUUACUUGUAAAAUCUCCAAUGAUUUUCUGUAGUGUACCAAUCCAUAUAACCUCUCCCACUGCAUGCCCUCAACAUAUAAACAGCCUCGAGCUAUACACUGCACAUGUGUGAUCCUGCAAUCUGGCUCAAUGUGUAAUAGGAACAUGUUUCUAUUUCCUCCUGAGAGUUUGUAUACGGCUUGUUCACGGAUUCCGGACCCUCUGAUCUCUGCAGUGCAUGAACUUUGAUGUGGAUCGCGUCUGCUGCGAGACAUGUGCUUCUUAUAUAGGGUAUUAAAGAGCAGAGUGAGCCCAUGUAGUUUAGUUUUAAAUCAGGAACCACAGAAUUAUGUUCUGCACUACAGAAAAACUCUUUGUUUCAAUUUUUUUAUUCGCUCUGUCUUUUUCUCUCCCUCAUUUAAAUUUGUCAUGCGUGGAACACAUUCUGCAAUGGAUCUUUGCAAACCCUGAUUUAUUUUACAACGUCUUGUUAUCAAGUAUUUAAUGUAAAAACCCUCGCCAUAAUGCUAAUGUUACUCUAGGCAGUCUUCUGCCGAAGGGCUUCUCUAAAUAACAGAUCGUAGACCGGGGGAUCUUAAGCAGAUUGCAAGGUCUGUUGUCGUGAUCCAGAUAUGCCUCUGGUAUACAACUUAACAUUGUUCCUUCUGCUCUCUUGGUUCAACCUGGGACAGGCGGUGAGAGGUAAAAUCGGACAGCUGCAGGCCCCUCAGGGUGACUUGGCCCUAAGCAAACACAUCUGCGUUAAUAAGAAGACUUUGUAAAAUUUUAUGUAGUGAUUGUAGACUUUACCUGCAGCUUUCUGGUCUUGUGCAAUAGCUUCCUCAUAUUUCUUAUUGUUGACAUUUCACUAGAUCUAUGUUUCACCCUAACACAUUUUUUUUUAAAUAUUUUUUUUAAAUGAUAUUCUAGGCAUCAAAACAACUUUAGCUUAAAGAAGCAGUUUGGGUGUAUAGAUUAUAUAUACCUCUUCAGUCUCACUGCUCAAUUCUUAUGUAGCCCUAGUCACACCUUCUCUGGCUGUGACUCACACAGCCUGCAUGAAAAAAUUUGUUUCAUUUUCAAUCAGAUGUUAACUUGCUUUAGUAGUUUUACCUUCUGCUCUAUUAAUGAAACUUUAAUCACAUACAAGAGGCUCUAUAAAGUAGGCUAUUAACAGAGCAGAAGAUAAGAAAUUCUAGAUUAAACAGAAUGUGCAGCACUUUCAGGUACUAUUUAUGAAGGCUGUGCAAGUGACAUGCAGGGAGGUGGACUCGGGCUGUAUAAAGAAAGUGAUAUAAUUCCUAAAUAGCAGAGAAGUGAGCAGUGAGACUGCAAGGGACAUCUAUAUACCAAAACUGCUUUAUUAAGCUAAAGUUGUUUUGGUGCUUAUAGUAUUCCUUUAACUCUUGCAUCAAUUCUUUCUUUUUUCUUUUUACGAUAAAUAAUGGUAAAUAUAGCAGUCAGAGUAAAUACUCAACACAAUAAUAAAUUGUUCAAACUCAUACACUCCUUGUGGAAUAAACCCUUUCCCCACCACCACCACCAGGGGGCUUUAAUUGAGAGUGAGCAUUUGGAAUAUACAUUGAGCAGCUUCGCCAGAUAACAAGAAAUAUGACUGCUUCUGGUAACUUUAGAACUAGUAAGGCCUGCUUUACCAGUGAUGUGGAAAACCACCACUAACAUUGUGACAGCCAUUAUUUCCAAGUUUAAUGGUAUUGUCAUCGUCCAUAUAGAUUGAUAGGAAGGUCAUCUUCCAGUAGGUUUACCCAUUUAAUAUGUACAUAUUAUAUCCGUAAACCAUGCACCUUGUAUCAAAAAAGCAGACAUCUUAGGUCCAAAAUGGCACCUUGCACGGGUUUACAAAGAUUAGCACCCUGGGUAGUCACUAAAAUGACAGUGGGCGGGAGGGAACAUGCCGAGAUUAAAGCAAAAUGUUGCACUGGAGUUUUGAACUGGAGUGAAUCUUCGUCUGAAUACUGUGUUUAUUGAGCUACUUGCAUGGAAUCCAUCUCCCAUGUGGUUUAUACACCUAACUUGGUAAAUGGAGAGUUUGGACACCAUGGAUCUCUUAACCCUUUAGAUGUUCUUCAUAUCCCCAAGUGGCAAUCAAGUAUGUGUCAGUGGCAACAAGUAUCUCUUUUUGUGCAUGUCCUUCUCACUACUUGUGGGCACACGUGCUGCCAAGAAUGGAAUGGAACUGAACAGUAGUUGGGUAGACAGGAAUUCUGGAUUUGGGUAGACAGUGAAUUUAUAUUUUGAAAGGAUGAGGGAUGAGUGGAGCUGGUUCGGGGUGCCAAAUGUUGAUCAAUAUAGUGUCCUCAGCUGUCAAACCCUGAAGCAAAUAAAACACUAACACCACAGUCUAAUUCAGGGGUCCUCAAACUCCCGCCCCCAGAUCUUGCUGAACUACAACUCCCAUGAUUCUCUGGUUAUCUAUGUAAUUCAAAGAAUCAUGGGAGUUGUAGUUCAGCAACAUCUGGGGGGCCAGAGUUUGAAGACCCCUGGUCUAAUUCAAUGCUACAGCUGGACGGAGAGAAAGGAUGCCUUCCCAUCUGCUAAAAAAACUGCAAACCGCUCUCUGGUCUGGAUUGUAUCAUUCUUCACCUUUGUGUCAAAACAGAUUGGAGACAGAUUUCUUUCUGUUCUUGUUCAACAGAUGUUUAUAGGAUGGAUCAUCUUAAUAGAACCCGGUGUGACAAAAAGAAGGAUCAGGACUACACUAGGAAAGCUCUCUAUCCUGUUGUAUUGUUUGACAAAUAGAAGAGAUGGAUAUUUAUAGAGACAAAUGAUGUUUUUGGACCCUUACUGCACGAAUGGUAAUGUCAUCUGCACAGUUAUUCCCUGUAAUAAACGGGUAAUAAUUCACGGAUUGUCUCCAUGUGGAUUGAGGGUCUAAACUCAAGCAGGACGUGUAUGUCCCAUUUCUGGACUUACAGUAAAGGCUUCCACACUACAAUAUACAACACAAUAAACCCUAUGUUAUCCUAAAACACUACACUAACAUGAACCCCUACACUACACAUUACCCCGACACUACACAUUACCCCUACACUACACUGACAUUAACCCCUGUACUACACAUUACCCCGACACUACACUGACAUCAAUCCCUACACUACACAUUACCCCGACACUACACAUUACCCCUACACUACAAUGACAUUAACCCCUGUACUACACAUUACCCCUACACUACACUGACAUUAACCCCUACACUACACAUUACCCCUACACUACACAUUACCCCUACACUACACUGACAUUAACCCCUAUACUACACAUUAACCCCUAAUUAUCACUAAUAUUAAAUUUUAACUCCUACACACUAACUUCUACAGUGCACUAACACUAGACAGUAACCCCUACACAUCACUAACACUAAAUGUUAGCCCCUACAUUACACACUAAUCAACUACACAAUAACCUCUACACAACACUGCACAUAAACCCCUAUACUACACAUUAACCCCUACACUACACAUUAACUAAUGGUAACAUCACUAACACUACACAUUAACCCCUACACAUCACUAAAACUAAAUGUUAACUCCUACAUAUCACUACCUUUACAUUUACACUAACACUAAUGCUAACCAAAAAAUAUUGUGUAAUCUAAAAGAUGCGUGAUGGUGAAGCAUGUAUUAUGGGAAAUAAUGCCAUCUGGGUGAGGGAGGAGAGAGAUGUAGGGAUAGGUCGGGGUAUAGAAGUGAUACAUAAAAGGUGGUUGGUGCGGGCAAGAAGAGAGUGAAAAGUGGAAAGGUGUGCAUAGGAUGAUACAGCAUGGGAGAGCGGGUGGUAAGAUUAGGCAAAAAUCUGAAUGGGUUCUGGGAAGAAACACAUCAGUACGGGAAUCAUCGAGAAAACACGUACAGAGAUACCAGUGCUAGAGGGGUCAUGUCGGACAUUCAGUGGGUCCAUGAAAAAACUGUCUGAAGGAGAGUAUGUGCUGAGCGCAGGUAGCAAAGGUUUGCCUGCAAGGCAUGGGAAAAGAAUGUCAGAGCCACAGCCUCCAGGCCAGGUCUGGUUAGUUCCCAAUAUAUACAUUGUCAUGAAACAUUUUAAUCAUAAUGGGAUUUUGAAUUCAUAACUCCUGGAAACCUAAACUUCUCUGUUUGCUGCAGGUUGGGGACACGACCUCCCCAGUCCAGAAUGGGAACAGAUCAUUCUGUAGUAACUUAUGGUGUUAAAGGAACACUAUAGGUUCAGGAGCACAAACAUGUAUUCCUGACCCUAUAGUGUUAAAAACACCAUCUAGCCCCCCUAAGCACCCCUGCCCCCUAAAUAUAGCAACAUCUUACCUUUAUUGCAGUCUGCUGCUGCUGGCUCUGCCCCUGAUCUGCCUGCAUGGCUGACAUAAUCAGAAGUGGUGUUCUGAGCAAAUCACAAUGCCUUCCUAGAGGAAAGCAUUGGAUUGGCUGAGACUGUCAAUGAGGCAGAUCAGGGGCAGAGCGAGCACAAGCCAAACACAGCCCUGGCCAAUCAACAUCUCCUCAUAGAGAUACAUUGUAUCAAUACAUCUCCAUGAGGAAAGUUCGGUGUCUCCAUGCAGAGGAUGGAGAAACUGAAUGUCAGUUACAUUGUCUAGCACUGCCUCUGAAAAGACCGUGUUUACUGCAAAAAGCCUGAACGGAAUGAUUAUACUCACCAGGACAAAUACCGUAAGAUGUACUUGUUCUGGUGACUACAGUGUCCCUUCAAAGAUACCCCCUCCAUGAUUGUGCCACAUGAAUACCAGGAAUUCCAUACACUGGGCUCCCCCAGGCUUCAUCCAACAGAUCUUGUGGAGCAGAUUAAAAAGCAAAGCAAUGAGGGUCAUUGAUGUAUAGGGAGCUUUUAAUUUAGACCAAGUCAGGAAGACGAGGUAGAUCAAAUGGGACUCAACAAAUCCAUUGAUCAUUUUCCAGGAAAUACAGUUAUAACCACAUGGGGAGGGGGUGGAACAAUGUGACUGAGCAAUGUCCCUUGGCUGGUGUGCACACGGGCAGGGCAAUAUGGGAGUGGUAAUCUAUCUGGGAGUCUGCAGCUCAGCAGUCCUAAUAUUGACCUCCCAUCAUCGUAAACCCUGCUUGAAUACAGGUGAAGUUAUUAAGUAUAUUGAACUUGAAACCGUUUUCAUAGUGUUUUGUAUUGAAGCUGGAUGGCUGGAACAUUUGGCCAAUCAGCACGCAGAACCUUUGGACUCAUAAAGGAUUCAUACUUUGAACAGUGUUGAGUACUGAUGAGAAGAAUUGUGGAUCCCUGCCUUUUACAAUGUUUUGCCUUGAUAUUAACAUUUUGAUUCUUCUCCACAACAAACGAACAUUUAUCUAGUUGUUAAUAAUAGGUAAAGGGUGAAAUAAUUCCACAACAAUAAACGGAAAUGGUCACUUCUCUGGAAUUUAAACUAUAUAAUCAAACAUUGUAAAUAACCUAUAACUUGUGAUAAAGUGGCUCUGCCUCCUUCUGGGGUCUUUGCGUGUUUUACAAAGACCUCAGAUGGUGACUCUACUGCUUGCAAUGAGGUGGUCGUAGGGUGCAGUGAAAGGUGAGUUUUACUUACCUCACUCAGUCCAUCAUCUUCCUGACGGUCCUGGUUGUGAGAUGAUCAGAUGAAUCUGUGCUAUGACAAAGACUAUUUUGCUGCAUCUAAUUAGAACUCAUCAUGGCAUUACAUAGGCAUUGACAACCACAAGGUGACAUAUUGUUUCUCUUGCAAUAAUUCCUAUUAUUGGCUGUUAGUAAUAUCUGUGUGUGUUUCUCAUCGUGGGCACAAAGGUAAAAUACGCAUUUACUAGUGAUGGACCUUGGGGUAAAGACAAAGGACACCUAGCUAUAUCUGGCGUGUCUACCUUCCCUCAUUCUCAUGAGAUCAUCUUUCUUUUUAAUGCAUAUAUUUUUUCAUAUUGAACUUUUCAGUAGCUACUCAUUCUUUCUGGAGCGGCCUUUUCAUCUAACCUAACUGUAUUUGAUUGCUCAAUCUUUACAAUGUGUUUUGCCAGUUAAAUAACUCUCCUCUGUCAUAUAUUUGCCGGUCUGAUCACGAUCUAUAUAUAGGCAUGUUCUUAUCCGUAGGGCUUGUUAUCAUAGCUCUUCUCAGCUUACUCUUAUCAUCUCCACUUCGUGACUUCGUGACCUGAGGUAUGUCUCUGUCUAAUUAGAUCUGUCUCUAAACUGCUGUUUGGUUUGAGGUCUUCCAAAAUGUCCAAUUGGUGUCUAUGAGAUGAGCUCAGUGAGUCUAAAUCCAUUUGGCACUUUACGUAUCUUUGAGAUGACUACUCAACCGCUGUCUGUCUGUCUGUCUGUCUGUCUAUCUAUCUAGCUAUCUCUCCAUCUAUCUAUCUAUCUAUCUAUCUAUCUCUCCAUCUAUCUCUCUAUCUAUCUGUCUAUCUAUUUAUCUCACUGUCUACCUACCUAUCUACCUAUAUAUCUAUCUCUCCAUUGCUCCAUCUAUCUUUCUAUCUGCCUGCCUGCCUGCCUGCCUGUCUGUCUGUCUGCCUGUCUGUCUGUCGAUACAUCCCAUUUCCCAUGAUAUAGCAUAAAAGUCUCUGUUCUCCUUCGCUAAGAAAAUUCAAACAAAAAAAUGUGUUUUUUUUUAAAUUGCAAAAAUCAUUCUACUUAUUGUAACAUUGAUCCUAGAACUGGUAUUUAACAAAGACUUUACUGGGUAUCUAAAUCAUCACUGUUAGGAUAUAAAUUUUUAAAGGAUGCUGCUAAGUUUGGGGUCAAGAUCUUGGGAGACAUACAGCUAAGAGUGAAGCUAUUGGGUUUUAUUUAAGGGGCCUUAGAGUUAAGUGUGGUGGUUAGGGGUGGAGGGGCCUAAUACGUCAGGCUGAGAUUGAUGGGAGUUACCAUCCUUAACAUUUUUCAGUGUACCCUGUGCAAGAAUGACAGAUUCUCUGUUUAUUUAUUUAUUACUGGCAUUUAUAAAGCGCCAACAUAUUCCGCAGCGCUGUACAAUUGGGAAAGACAACACAAUAAGAACAGACCGAUACAAUAGGUAGAUCUAUAAAUUGCAUCCUAAGUGUGCUGCGUUUCUUUAAAACCUGUUCCAUUAUAACGUUGCUAUAAAGAUGUUUGAUUUUUACAAGCCGCCAUUUUAGAAUGAAUCUUACACUUUACGAGACUAAUACACCACUUAAACUUUAAGUUACUCUUUCUAAAAUAGUUUAAAAAUCAGAAUAUUUUUUACGUACUGCUCUGUAAUUAUCCUGUUCACUCUAUCACACAAUAAUUUAAAUAUUGGGCCGAGGUAGGCAAGUUCAAACCUCCAGAAUUCCAGCCUUAAACUUGAUAUUCACUUUGAUUUAACUUUGAAUUUCCAAAGAUUCUCCCGUUAGCGACUGACCUGGACAGUUGCGGCUGAUGGUCCCUUACCUCUCGAGAGACAGCUGCAUCUCAUCAAGGAUUGCUGAUUUGGGAUAUAUACUAUUUUGAAUGUUUGUCUAACUCUUGACCCGCACUUUCCUUUUUCAGGUCCUGCUGAAGGCCGACAAGAAGAAUUGUCCACACAAUCAAUACACAGACAGCGGGGAAUGCUGCCAUACAUGUGGAUUAGGAGAGGGGGUUGUACAGCGUUGUGGAGCAAAUCAGACUGUCUGCGAAACCUGUCUUGACAGUAUGUACAGACCUAAUCAUCUACUGCAAUUUACCCAAAUAGUUGCACUUCAGUGAGGCGUAAAACAAGACAUUUUAGGGGCAAGUUCUUCCUGCGGAAGACCAUUUAAAAAAAAGUGACUCCUACACAAGAUACUUUUGUAGACAAAUAAAUGGAACUGUCAUAUCGUUACUAUCUGUUAAACAACAAAGUUACAGUUUUUAUUACUUAUUUAAAAUUUAGCAGCAUUCAUCCAAGGCGGUUUGCUUGGAUUUUUGGGGGGUAGAUAGACGAGUGGAUGGCAGUGUUAAUUUUGUCGACUAACUAUUUUAGUCAAAUUUUCGAUGACUAACAUUUUUGAGAUUUAGUCGACUAAUACUAGACUUAAACUAAAACAAUACAGAUGACUAAAAUAUGACUAAAACUAAAAUGGCUUUUUAUCAAAAGACUAUGACUAAAACUAAACUGAAAUUUGUUGCCAACAUUAACAAUGCACAGAGUGGCUGUGGAAGGGGCAAAAGAGACAGACCAGGGCUUGGGAGAGAGAGACACCUAGAAGGGCUGGGAGGACACAAAGAGACACAGAGGGGCUGGGGAAGGGGCAAAAGAGACAGACCAGGGCUUGGGAGAGAGAGACACCUAGAGGGGCUGGGGUCACACAAAGAGACACAGAGGGGCUGGACAAGGGGCAAAAGAGACAGACCAGGGCUUGGGAGAGAGAGACACCUAGAGGGUCUGGGAUGACACAAAGAGACACAGAGGGGCUGGGGAAGGGGCAAAAGAGACAGACCAGGGCUUGGGAGAGAGAUACAUCUAGAGGGGCUGAGAGGACACAAAGAGACACAGAGGGGCUGGGGAAGGGGCAAAAGAGACAGACCAGAGCUUGGGAGAGGGACACCUAGAGGGGUUGAGAGGACACAAAGAGACACAGAGGGCUGCGGAAGGGGCAAAAGAGACAGACCAGAGCUUGGGAGAGGGACACCUAGAGGGGCUGAGAGGACACAAAGAGACACAGAGGGGCUGGGGAAGGGGCAAAAGAGACAGACCAGGGCUUGGGAGAGAGAGACACCUAGAAGGGCUGGGAGGACACAAAGAGACACAGAGGGGCUGGGGAAGGGGCAAAAGAUACAGACCAGGGCUUGGAAGAGAGAGACACCUAGAAGGGCUUGGAGGACACAAAGAGACACAGAGGGGCUGGGGAAGGGGCAAAAGAGACAGACCAGGGCUUGAGAGAGAGAGAGACACCUAGAGGGGCUGGGAGGACACAAAGAGACACAGAGGGGCUGCGGAAGGGCAAAAUAGACAGACUGAGGCUUUAUCUAAACCCAGUAGAUUUUAGUCUUGGUGACUAAAAUCUACUGGAGAUUUAGUUAACUAAAACUAAAACAAUUCAGAUGAUUAAAAUACGACUAAAACUAAAAUGGCUUUUUUAGUCAAAAGAAUAUGAUUAAAACGAAAUUAAAAUUUGCCACAAAACUUAACACUUGUGGAUGGUAAGUCAUGGCAACAGGGAGAACAUAAGGACCUAAGGGAUCCUUGUGCCAACCUCGAAUUGGGAUAUGGUCCGUUGUGCCAAUGUGAAUGUGUUUGGGAAGAGAAUGGGUCAGAAAUGGGCAAUGAGAGGUAGAGAAGGGGGUGAAUAAAGAGCUCCAAGACACUUAGUAGUGUAGAGCCCUAUUGUCUUCCAUGACCUCUGUUUAAGUUUCUAUAGGAAGUUUUGCAUGAAUUUGAGAACUUGCUAUGUUUUUGAAAAAUAUUAUUUUGACUAUUUCUGUAUGCAUCUGAUUAACAUAAGUGUAAAUCUCUGUAUUUUGAACACAUUUUAUGUUGGGAUUUUUUUUAGUAAUUUUUAGGGGAGGGGGACCACGUGCACACGCUAAUGCAAUGCCAAUUACGAAGUCAAUGAACAACUAAAGAGGAAUUGUUUCCUAUCACAUUUAAACAAAUUAACCCAUCUGGUCAUAUCUGGAGAAAAUCAUUGCCAAACAUAGUUUGCAGUUUGCUUUUUGGGGUAUGUUUCAGGCUUAGAAAAAGUAGAGGUUGUGCUUACGCAAAUGUUGACGCUGCUUAAACAGGUCGCCUAAUAAGCAUCGGCAACAUUGUUUAGCUUAGUAAAUAACAUUAUCAUGGGUAGAACAUGAAUAUCAUAUCGAUCAGACACUUACCUAAAUGUACCUUUAACCGUUUCUGUGGUUUCUAUAUGCUCGCGUGACUCUCAGUGACGCCACCUGUCCAUUAUGUGGUCAGUGUGUGUUCAGAGAAAUGCUUAAAAUAUUUAUAUGAUGAAUUUGAAGGGAUAUGAUCACUAAAGAUUAAGCAGUGGUGAAUGAAUAAAGAGAAAUUACAAAACAUUUGCCAAAAAAUGCUAAUUUUUCUUAACUUUCCAGUUUCGACCUGAUUUUGUUUAUUAAUUUGCCACGGUCCACUGAUUAGUGCGUAAACCCGAAAAUGAUUAAAAAAUUAUGGUGAACGUUGUAGAUCUGAGGUACCCAAAAUGAAGAGCGUCAGCAAUUUAACUACAGCUCCCAGCAAUUUCCUUGUAAACCAAAUGCCAGAGAAAUUGUUUUAUUUCAACAACAGAGCUCUUUUUAAUCAAAUAAUUCCGAGCAUUUUAUUUUUGCCAAAACCACUGCCAAAUUGUAAAUUUUUCCCAGUUUUGUUUAAUAAAAGUUUGCAGCAGCAUGCCGUUACGCUCAUAGAAAAAUGUUUAGUGCAAGUAUAACCAUUUCAGUGCCUGGUAUAUUUAUGUCUAUAGAAUAUUUUAUAAUACAAUGAAAUGAGAACGUAUUUAUAUAAUCAUACCAGAAUCUCUGAUACUGCAUAUAAUCCCUCGCUACAAAUUAUCUAAAUGCUCUGUAGCAAAUCUUCCUAUAAAAUCGUCUCGUAUCCCCUUGUGUAGACAAUGGGUUAAUUUUACAGCUGCUCCCCAGACAUGGGCACUACUCUGCCCCCCUCAGGGUAGCCUCUCUUUAUGUCCUUCAAAUCAAAAUCUGGAUUAUAUCUGCCAUAAUGUAAACCUCAUUACUACAAAAUCAAUGGCACCCUCCCCUCUUCCUCCUAUGUCCUUGACUGUGACCUUGGGAGGACAGAGAGUGUUCAUUGUCAUAGACUGCAAUGUAGAAGCAUCUCUAAUAUUUACGUAUCACAUCAAGAAAGAAAGAUGUCUAAUUCGGGAGGGGUAAAAAACACUUAACAAUGAGAAGCUUUGUUUAAAGAAUGGUUUGAUCACUCAAUAAAACAUCCAUUCUCACAGAGGGCAGCGUUACUUUUCGGAAAUGAGUCGGACUUCUUCAAAUUUAUUUGUGUUCUGAUCGAGCAGUGAGUUAUUCAAUUUAUUUUGUGGGUUUAUAUGUUGAAAGAACAAAGAUAUAUACAUCAUAAUUGAAAACAUUUUGUGGACAUUUGUGAAUUUGCCUACAUGUCAAUAUAACAUUUAAUCUUUUGUCUAUAUGUUGCCUGACUUUCUAUCAGGAAAAUUAAUGAAAGGAAGUUGUAUCCCCUUACUCUUGAUCUUCAGAAGGUCCAUCAACAUUAAACUCUUUUAUUCUCAUAACCAAGCCAGCCCCAAGAGAUAACAGUACAUGAAAGGUAAAACACACAAAGCAAUACUCUUUCUAUGAUCUGAUGAGUUUUAGACCAAGGUCUCAUCAUAACGCAGUCACAUUCUAUUCCCUGACUCAUUUUUUUGUAAAGUGCAUAGGGGUGGGGACCGCGUUUGCAUUAGCAUGAGCACUCAGUGAAAAUGUAAAAAUACUAAAUGAAAGAAAAGAUGUGCUGAAUAAUUAUUAUUAUUAUUAUUAUUAUUAUUAUUAUCUUUUUUUGCUCUACUGAUAAAUAGGCAUGUAUAGAGAUUUUAUUCAAACACAUAACAAGUUAAAGGGACACUGGAGGCAGCCAGACCACUUCUGCCCAUUGGAGUGGUCUGGGUGCCUACUCCCACUACUCUUAACCCUGCAAGUGUAAUUAUUGCAGUUUUUAUAAACUGCAAUAAUUACCUUGCAGGGUUAAGUCCUCCUCUAGUGGCUGUCUAUCAGACAACCACUAGAGGGACUUCCGGCAUCUUAGAACACAAAGUUUUUUUUUAACGACGCUGGACGUCCUCACGCUAUGCAUGAGGACCUCCAGCGUUGCCAGAAUCCGCAGCGCAUGCUCAUUAGGUCUCCCUCUCUGGCUGACGUCAGCAGGGGAGGAGCGUGGGCGCAGCCUGACCCGGCGCCAAGGGACAUCUGCCCUGGAUUCAGGUAAGUCACUGAAGGGGUUUAAACAUCUUCAGCAACAUGGGAUGGGGGGUGGCAGGGAGGGGGCACUGCAGCAGCCUGCAGUGCCAGAAAAAUGGUUAUGUUUUCCUGGCACUGGACAGUUCCUUUAACUCAAACUCACACAGAAUUGUGCAGAAAAAGCUUAGCAGAGCAUACAAAGAGUAUGUGUAAUUUUCCGCUGCAUCUGACACGGCUAUGAUAAAGUUAUAGGGUUCUAAAUCUUGGGUCAUUCUAGUCUGACUUCACCUUGACUUACAGUGAGUACAGUGUUUUUUAUAUUGGGUCCACUAAUCUAGGACACAGAAGGUCAUAAUACUGCAAUAUCACAUAGUAAAGGUUUGGUUUAGUGUGUUAGUGUUUGGGCUGAAGUUAGUGUUAGGACUUAGAUUAGUGUGUUGGAGUUUAUGAGUUUUGCAGCUGCAUAUAUAGUUGUCAUCUGAGAGACUAACUCCCACUAAUCUCAGGCAGACUGGGACAUCCAUGACCUGGCAUUGCCCUUUGAUUAGGAAUUAGUGGCAGUAAAAAUAUGCAUUAUGGCGAACAGUGUGCAAAUGAUAUCUCCCACAUUGCCGAAUGCGAUUUGAAAAUGAUUUACCCAUUGACGUGACGACCAGAUCAUAUAAUACACAUAUAUUACUAUAAAAAUAUUUUAUAUAGCGUGCUGUAGCAUCAUCAAUGAUAUCAAUCUUGUCUCAUCAUAGUCCAUUUACAGCUCUCAGAGCAUGUUAUUGACCUGGUCCAGGUUUGGCCUACGGACAGUUAUUACUGAGUCACCAGAGAUGAGUUAAUAUUAAACCUUGUAUGAGGUGAUAAUACUUGGAACAUGCGCUGGUCUAAGCUGUGGUUUGUAAACAUUUUAAAGUUAGUUUCAGCGAAACACAGUAACAAACUCUCUUUGUAUCCUAAAUAUCCUAAAUAAAUAGCCAAACUGGAUAUUGGAGAAUUGUUCCAGUUGUGCUACUCUGGCCUUACUUUUCAAAUUCACUUUAAAUUCCUCACAAUUCUCAUGUCAGUAAAUAACCCUGUAACUCUUGCUGAAUCAUAAGUGCCAAAUCAGUGUCCAAUUAAAACAGAAAUCCCAAAAUAGCUAAAACUACAAAACCAAAAUAGGUUAUAGGUGAAUGAUCUACAUAUCCCUAAAUCCUGUAAUUGCCUCUAGAAAGAGCUGAUUACUUUUUUUUUUUUUUUCUCAUCUUAAAAAACAUACCACAGCUGAGACAAUUUUGGCAGAUGCACGUAUUAAUUCCUGUACACAGAACGAAGCACACUGUUUAGAAAGCCAAAGUUUUUGGCCAAAACCAGGCUGGACAGAAAAAUAAAAAUAAACCUUUGUUUUCUGUAAUGUUGCACAAUAAACAUUAGAUUUAAAAAAACAAAACAAAAAGGAGUUGAUGAAAAAUCAUAAAACACGCAAAAUAUUAAUAAAAAAACCCAGCUUUUACAACAUCCUUUCUAAGCUGCAAAAUUACCUCCCAGAGGGGACAGAAAUUGCCAUAAAGAGCUCAAAUUCUACGGAGUUUGCUGGAGUUGACAUGCAUCAGCACAGAUAGGCUUCACGCUUGCUUUGGAAUUGUCCGAACAUAGCCAAAACCCACUCCUUGUAUGGCUUGGAUCCAAAUGUUUCUUAGAAAACAGAAACAAAAUUGCUUACUUAACAAUCAUAUUGGAUUCUCUAAAAUGGAUAUUCAUGGAUAUGCUAUAGCGAAUUGAAUUAAAAUAAAUGGCUUUUUUUUGUGUGUUUUGUUGGGCAAAUUUCACUAUUGUCCAUUUAUCUAUGAAUACAAUUAGUUGUAAUCAAGAUUGUGGUGAUCUACCUAUUUAAUCAAAGCCAGUUUGUUGUGGGACCUUCUCCCUUUCCCUCCCAAUGCGGAAUGCGUGGUAUUGCACCCCCUCUUCCCCUCCAUUUAUUAUGUAUUAUUGCACCUCACCACUUCAUUUGCCUCCAUCCUAGGGUGGAGAGGUAAGAUUGAAUAUAACUACUCCUUGCACAACAUCUUAUGUGCUGUGAAAUUUGGAUACAAAUACAAAUCUUUUAUUCCAAACAUUAUACUGCCCCCUGGUUCCCCCCUUCCUUGCAACCAGGUCCAGACUGGCCAUCAGGCAUACCAGGCAAAUGCCCGGUGGACCGCGAUGGCCAUGGGCCGAGGCUAGAGGUCUCUCACCACUAGGACCACCAAGGAUAUAAAGUUUGUUUUUUAUUAAUACAUAUUUAUUUAUAAAAUACAUAUUUAAUAUAUUUAAAUUGAUCUGUCUUCCCCCACCCCCCCACACAAUCCCUCCAAACAUAUUCACACACAGCAUCCUCACAGCCAAUGGCGUACACACAAUCCAUGGGGCCCCGGCGCGAAAAUUGAUCCAUGGACCCCUCCCCCCCCCGCUUACUCGGCGUGGGCCGGGGCCCCAACACAUGGCGGCAGAUAAACUGCUAUGUUUCACUGAGGGUUAAUUCAGCCUCUAGUAGCUUUCUCACUGACAGGCGCUUCCGCGAUUCUCACUGUGAAAAUCACAGUGAGAAGACGCUGGACGUUCAUAGGAAAGCAUUGAGUAAUGCUUUCCUAUGGGUGGUUUGAAUGCGCGGGCGGCUAUUGCCGCGCAUUCACAUUCGGAGCUGAGAGACGGAUCGGGGAGGAGAGAUCCCCAGCGCCAAGGGAGCCCGGCGCUGGAGAAAGGUUAAGUGCUGAAGGGGUUUUAACCGCACACACACACUAGCUAACAGACGCAUACACACUAGCUAACAGACACACACAUUUACUGACAGACACACACUCAGUGACAGACAUACAUACACACUCACUGACAGACAGACACACUCACUCACAAAACUUACACUCUCACUGACAAACACACACUCACUAACAGACACCAAACAGACUCACUAACAGACACAUACUAACAGAGACACACAAACUAACACACUCAGUAACAGACACACACAGUAACACACUCACUGACACACACACUAAUACACACACACUGACCCUCACUAGCAGACACACACUCAAUAACAAACACACACAACUAACACACACACAAAAACUAACACACUCACUGACACUCACUAGGAGACACACACUCAAUAACAGACACACACAAACACACAACUAACACACUCACAUUUUUUUAUUUAAUCCCCCAGCCUCCCUACCUUUGGGAGUGCUGAGGGGAUUCCUGCUUUCCCUGGGGUCCAGUGGGGCUGCCCGGCGGCUGGUCCUGCAGGUGGCAAGGGAGCACUGAUCCUCCUGUUCAGCUGCCUCGCGCGCUGCUUACUGAUGCCAGAGCCGGAGUGACAUCAUAUUCCAGCUCCGGCAUCACUGCGGUGUGCUUGAGGGAACUGAACAGAGAGCACUCAGGGGAAUAUGCUCCCUCGCUGCCAGCCUCGGGGGGCCCUGAGGUGGCCAGCUCCUGGGCCCCCCAGGAGAAGAGACUGGCAAACCGGCGUACAUACGGGCCCCCUGGUGGGCCGUCUCCGGUCGCAGCUGCUAACCCCUGCGACCAUGGUAUGUACGCUAGUGCUCUCAGCACCCUCACACACACUCACAGCACCCUCACACACACAGUACCCUCACACUCACAGCACCGUCACACACAGCAUCCUCAUACUCACAGCACCCUCACACACUCACAACACCCUCACACACACUCCCAGCACCCUCUCACACACAGCCCCCCUCACACACACACACACAGCAACCUCACACUCACAGCCCCUCUUACACACACACACAGCACCCUCACACUUACAGCACCAUUAGACACACAUUUAAAGCACCCUCACAAACACAACACCCUCACACAUAAAGCAGCCUCACAAACACAACACCCUCACACAUACUCACAACACCCUCACACACAUUCACAGCACCCUCUCACACACAGCCCCCCUUACACACACACUCACAGCGCCCUCACAAUCACAGCACCCUCACACACUUACAACACCGUAAGACACGCUCACAGCACCAUGUCUCUCACACACACAGCACCUUCACACACACACAAUACCCUCACACACACAGCACACUCACAAACAGCACCCACACACAUCACCCUCACACCCCCUCUUACACACACACACACACUCACAGCAACAUCACACUCACAGCACCCUCUCACACACACAGGGCUCUCACAGCACCCUCACACACACACAGCACCCUCACGCACACAGCACCUUCACACACACACACACACACACCUCAAACUCACACACACAGCCCCUUUACACUCACAGAACACACACACACAAACAGCACCCUCACAUACACAGCACCCUCACACACACACUGCACCCUCACACACACAGCACCCUCAGACAUACUCACAACACCCUUACACUCACAUCAUUCACACACACAUACACAGCACCCUCACACACACACACAGCACCCCCCACACACAGAACCCACACACACUCACAGCACCCUCACACACACAGCAUCCUCACACUCACAGCACCCCCUCACACACACAGCACCCUCACACUCACAGCCCCUCUUACACACACACAGCACCCUCACACACACACACAGCACCCUCACGCACGCACACACAGCACCCUCACAGUCACAGCACCCUCACACACACACCCAGCACCCUCAUACUCAUAGCACCCUCACACACACACAGUGCCCUCACAAUCACAGUGCCCUCACACACCCUCAGACACACUCACAGCACCCUCUCUCACACACACAUCACCCUCACACUGACAGCCCCUCUUACACACACACACACACUCACAGCACCUUCACUCACCUUCACAGCAACAUCACAUACACAGCACCCUCACACACACACACACACACACUGCACCCUCACACACAGCACCCUCAGACAUACUCACAACACCUUUUCACUCACAGCAUUCACACCCACAUACACAGCACCCUAACACACACACACACAGCACCCUCAAACACACUCACAGCACCUCCACACACACUCACAGCAUCCUCACACUCACAGCACCCACACACCCACACACAUCACCCUCACAUUCACAGCUCCUCUUACACACACACACACUCACAGCACCCUCACACACACACAGCACCCUCACACACCUCAAACUCACACACACAGCCCCUUUACACUCACAGAACACACACAAACAGCACCCUCACAUACACAGCACCCUCACACACACACACACACACUGCACCCUCACACACACAGCACCCUCAGACAUACAACACCCUUACACUCACAGCAUUCACACACAAAUACACAGCUCCCUCACACACACACAGCACCCCUCACACACACACACAGCACCCUCACAAACACUCACAGCACCUCCACACACACUCACAGCACCCUCACACACACAGCAUCCUCACACUCACAGCACCUCCUCACACACACACACAGCACCCCUCACACUAACAGCACCCUCACACACACACCCAGCACCCUCAUACUCACAGCACCAUCAGACACACAGCACCCUCACACACACAGCACCCUCAGACAUACACACACACAGCACCCUCACAAUCACAGCACCCUCACACAUACUCACAACACCAUCAGACUUACUCACAGCACCCUCUUUCACACACACACACAGCACCCUCACACACACAGCACCCUCACAAACACUCACAGCACCCUCACACACAUCACCCUCACACACAUCACACUCACAGCCCAUCUUACACACACACACACACACACACACUCACAGCACCCUCACACACCUUCACAGCAACAUCACACUCACAGCACCCUCACACACACACAGUACUCUCACAGCACCCUCACACACACAAAACACACACACACACAGCACCCUCACACUCACAGCACCUUCACACACACACACACCUCAAACACACACACAUCCCCUUUACACUCACAGAACACACACACACAAACAGCACCCUCACAUACACAGCACCCUCACACAGACAUACUCACAACAACCUUACACUCACAGCAUUCACACACACACACACAGCUUCCUCACACUCACAGCACCUCCACACACACACAACAUCCUCACACUCACAGCACCCUCACACAGACACAACACACUAACAGAUCCCUCACACACACAGCUCCCUUUACACUCACAUAACUCACACACACAGCUCCCUUUACACUCACAGAACUCAUACACAGCACCCUCACAACAGGCCCAGACUCACCAUUGGGCAUACUGGGAAAAUGAGGGUGGGCCGCGAUGGCCGUGGACCGAGGCCUGCAGGGGAGAUCACAGGAUUUUUGUCCUCUGGCAUCCCACUUAUGGAGACACCAGAGACAAGUUACAGUGCAAGCAUGUUAUUAAAUUUGCUUGUGCUGCGCAGAAAAAAUACAGGGCCUUUUUUUUCAGCAGGGCUCUGCGCAUUGAACCAACAUGCUCACUUUGAGAGGGGGCGUGCUUGUCAUUAGUGAUGACAAAACACACCCUCUCUUGCCCCGCCCCCUUCUCAGGGGGCCGCUGUGAUUGAAAAGUGCCCAGGCCGAAUUUGUUUCCCAGUCCAGCCCUGCUUGCGACCCUUCUCUCCAGUACAUAAAAGGUUAAAAAAAAAACUUAAUUUAUCCACACAAUUCCAGCGCAGAUGUCCCUCAGGGCUGGUCACUCCAACUUCUUUGCAUCAUUCAGCGGGGGUACAGGGGUGCUACAUAAGGAUAAACUACACAACCACAGAAAAGGAAGAAAGUACCUGUGUACUGGCUCUAACAACCCAAGCAACACAAUUCCCUUUUCACCUUUUAGAGUGUAAGCUUUGCUGGCAAGUUGACAGUUGAAUAUGUUUUAUAAAAAACGAACAUAUAAAGGUUGAUAGAUAUUAAAGUGCACACAGCAAAAUUAUAAAUAUUAGGUAAUAGUUUUAUAUGUACAUUGCAACAAAAAAUAUAAAAAAGGAAUAAUAGGUUAACCUGUAAUGCUAUUAUAACGAACUAUUAAAUCACUAUAAUUGUCAACUCGUAUGGCUCAGAGACAAACAGACACUGGCUCUCCAUGCCGGUCACCACCUGUGCGAAGUUCUUGUAUGGAGCUUCUGUUAUCCUUGUGAGCUAAGCCCUGCUGUGCAGAGCUGCUCAUUGGCUGAGAGCAUCAGAUGACCACUCUCGCCCAAUCGGCUAAACCCAGCUAGUUAGCUCAGAGGACGAGGAGGAGACUGAGACCUAGCGGACCAGUUGUCAAACUGUGUCAACAGUUUGGCCACUGACAUUGGGUGUCACCAGGGCACUCCUAGCACCAUAUAUUCUAUAGUAUUCUGUGGUAGUUAUGGAGAUUGAGAUUUCCUUAAAAAUUGGUUCUAAUAAACUGUGGUCUUGGGAUCAUUUAUUGACGUCCUCACCGUGAAUAAAGUCCAUAUGGAACUUAUACAGAAAUCUAUAUAUGUUUGUUUAUAUUGAAGUAAUUUCAUUGGUGCUAUCCAAAGCUGGAUUUUAGGGUGGUAGGGAGGUUUCCGAGGAAUAUUUAUGUAUGAUGCAUUAUCGAGGCAGGUAACAUCUUACUAUUAUUUCUCUGAGAAACCUUCUGCAAUAUCUCCUAUGAUAUCUCAUAUCAUUUCUUAUGACGACACUUUUCUUUCUCUGCAGGCGUGACAUUUUCCGACACUACUAGCCACACGGAAGCUUGUAAGCCAUGCACAGAAUGCACUGGAAGCAGACGUAUGAUAGCUCCAUGUGUGGAGACAGAUGACGCUCUAUGCGCCUGUGCCUAUGGAUCUUUCGAGGAGGACCACAAAUGCAAGCAAUGUAAGACUUGCCCAAAGGGCAAGGGUAUGAUAAUGUCCUGCACAAUGACCCAAGACACUCUUUGUGAGACGUGCCCGGAAUUCACCUACUCAGACGUUGACAGCAGCAUGGAUCCCUGCCUACCAUGCACGAUCUGUGAAGACGAUGAGAUAACGUUGGAGGAAUGCACUCCCACGUCUGAUACAGUCUGUUACAGUAAGUUUGGAUACCAGAUUUCCACCACUGUCCACGAUGAAUAGUUCUAUAAAAGCAUGGUGGAUGGUUUUUCUUUAUAGUUUGGUCUGACAUUCACAAUAUUAUUUCAUUCACAUACUGAUACUUUUUUUAGGUUGCCGGUUAACAGAAAGAGGAAUAUGUUAAAUUCCAUAAUUUUCUGUAAUUAAAACUGAAUUAGCCAUAAAAUUCAGGUAGCACAGCUGAAAAAGUUAAUUUUUUUGUAGAUUUUAUAUUGAAGAAACUUUCCUUAUAGCUUCAUAUUUUACUCAACUGCACUUGUUUCAGUUAAAAUACCAUUGACUUUGGAAAUGUAAAAUAGCUUAAAUUAUCAUUUGGCUAAGUGAUAAGAAGUCAACUUGCAGUAAGUUGAACAACUUCGUACAUUUUGUUUAGUACAUAUUGUCCACAUUUUCCAGUUUAAACUAGAAUACGAAUCAUUUGAACUGGAACAUUUAAAUCUGUGUUAAAAAAGCUAAAUGUGUACAAAACAUAAUACUUGAUUUGACUCAAUUUUCUUGCAUCAACUAAAAGAUUCAUUGAAAAUUAAUAAAAAGUUAACAAUGUCAUAAAUAUAUAUAUAUAAAGCCAAGUUUCAGGAUUGUUCACUAAAGUGAGAAUUCAAAGUGAAUUUAAAAUGUACGGUCAAAUUAGCUGAAUUGGAAAAACUCUUUAAGUCAGCCAUGCUAUUAAUUUGGCUCAUCUGAACGUAACUUUGAAAUUCACUUUAAAUUCUCACUUCAGUGAAUAAUCCUGUGUGUCUUUCCUAAUAUCCCUCAUAUGCGGAGAAUGAGCAGCUUGUGCAGAGAUCAGGAAGUAGCUGAGAUCGUUCAGCCAAACAUUGUGCCUCUGCUGUUUUAAAUGGGAGAGCUGUGGCUUUGCCUUAAAUCUCUGAUGUAUGCAUGGAGGAUAGGUAGGUAGGUAUUGGGUGGAAGGUUCCUGCAAAGCAGGAUUCUCCAAACUCUGGCCCACCGGAUGUUGCUGAACUACAAUCCCUCUUCUUCUUUUAAUGAAAUAGAUAGCCAGAGAAUCUAGGGAGUUGUAGUUCAUCGACAUCUGGAGGGCAAGAUGCAGAGAACUCUGCUCUAAAAGAAUGUUCUUUGGAAUGACAAAAUCGUCGGAAGGAAUUCUCUCCCUGAAGAUGUUGAUGAAUUUUUUGUAUUAUUAUUUUUUUAAAGCAGGACGUUCCAGGGUAUUAGUUAAUAUGAAAGAUAUGAACAGUGUGUUGAUCCAAGACGAAAUCCAAUUGUCCAUUUAGGGUCAAGAAGGGAUUUGCUCCCUUUUUGCAGAGAAAUUGAGAGAGUUCUCCAAUGUGUUUUUUCAGCUGCUUUUGGAUCAACAGCGGAGAUGAGAAAGGUUGAACUUGAUGGAUUUGAGUCUUUUUUCGACACAUGUAACUAUGUAAGAGGGAUCAGUAGAAACACAAAGAAGGAAGCAAAUUUUAGAUCCAAGAGCAGCCACAAGUAAGGUCGAAAACCUAUAGUCUUGUAAAUUGGAGUUUUCAAUAAAUUUAAAGGAAAACUCUCACCCUCAUAACAACGUAAGCUAAUUCAAGUAUCUGGGUGUCUUGUACCUUCAGGGUUUACACCAUUCCUCGCUACACUGCCGUAUGAGAAAGGAUUAGCCUGGCGGCCAUUGAUAGGUUGGCAACAUCACGUGAAAUUCUCAAACAAUCAAAGGGAGUCCACUGAGAGAAAUAGUAUGUUUGACAAAUUACUAAAGCUAUAAAGCAGCCUGGUAGUAGUGCCCCAGUGCCGUUCCACAAUAAUAUUUCACAAUGGUUUGCCCUCUCACUGGAGUCCCCAUUGGGCGCCACAUCUCCUUGUCAGCAAGCUAGCAACAUCCAGCCUCUGAGGAGCUGUAGCAGCAAAGGGUUUGAACUCAGUAUGUGCGGCAUUUCAUACCGCAAGCCUCCGGGCACCAUAACCACUUCAAAUCAUUGAAGUGGUGAUGAUGCAUAGAGAAACCCUUUCAGCUGCUAUGGAGACGGGAGUGUUCUUUUCAAAAAAGUUAUUUUGUAAGGAGCUACUAACUUGGGUAUUUAACUUCUGGUAAGAAUUAUUAAAGGGGUACUAUAGUCACUAGUGCAACUACAUGUAUUCCUGACACUAUAGUGUUAACACCACCAUCUAGCCCUCCUGGGCCCCUCAUGCCUCCAUAAAUAUAGUAAAUAUCUUACUGUAUUCAAGCCAGAAGCUGUAAAUCUGCAUGCUGUAGACUCAGGAAAAACAAGCAGUCUGUUGACAUGUGAUAGCCUGAUCCAAUCACAAUGCUUCCCCAUAGGAUUGGCUGAGACUAACAAAGAGGCAGAUCAGGGGCAGAGACAGCAUGAUUCAAACACAGCUCUGGCCAAUCAGCAUCUCCUCAUAGAGAUGAAUGGAAUCAAUGAAUCUCUAUGAGGAAAGUUCAGUGUCUGCAUGCAGAGGGAGGAGACACAGUGCUUCCCUGUGCUCUGCUGACAGCCGAUCUGAGUGGAUUGAGGAGUUUUAUGCCUCAGUCAACUCGGAAGUCCCUCUGGUGGCAUUCUGAGUGACUGCAACUGGAGGUGUUCCUUGCUUUCAAUGUAAACACUGUAUUUUCUCAGAAAAUACAGUGUUUACAUGAGAGAGGCUGCAGGGAGCUAUAGUUCUCACCUGAACAACCUCAUUAGGCUGAAGUUGUUCAGGUGACUAUAGUGUCUCUUUAAUUGUAAGUAGAAAACAUAUUUGGUAUCGUAGCUAUGGGUGAUCUAAAUUUUCGGUCAUACUUAGUCUUUCUCUAAGACCAAGGGUCAUAGAGGUCAUUUAUCCAAUGGGUAGUAAUUAUUUGGGCAAAAUGCAGACUUAUUUAAUGCUCAUGUUUAUGCCGUCUUUAAUGAAAUUAAGUCCUGGAACAUCCAUAAUUUGAUGGUCAGUCAUUUGGCCGAGAGAAGGCAACCAAUGAAAAUCUGAUAUUAAAUGGUAGAAGUAACUGUCUACAAUAUGGCUCAUAUUUAAUCGUGUGGGGCCAGCUAAUGGGUACAAGAGGAAAUUCUAUAAAUUGUUGUUUUUGUUAAAAAAAUAAAUUAAUAAGUAAUAAGUUACAGAAUGCACUUGAUACAAAACGCAUUAUAGAAAAUUUACGGUAGCUCGAGCACAUAUUAAAAUUGCUCUUAAGUUAUGGAAAACUCGUUAAUUCUCCAGAAAUCUUGGCUUAACAUUUAUAGCUUUUGGUCGAAUUCCUCUUCUUAAAAUUGCCAAGAAAUACGGACGGAAAACACAGAGGAUUCUGCUUUUUCCGAACAAAUGCUUUGUGUCCCAAAAUAAAAAUGAAGGGACAGAUUGUUGGCAAGAGUAUAGCUUGAUAAAGUGUUCCUAUAUAAUCAAAGGAAUGCCAGAAAUACCUGGAUUUAAAUAUAUGCAGAGGUUAUACAGAGUUUGUAUAGUCUUAGAAAGAAAUAUUUGUCAUAAGUGGUAGGUUAGUGAUUACUGAGGAGCAAUAGACAUUAUAGGGAGAAGUUAAAUUGAGCAAUAGGUGUAAUUAUAUGGAGAGGUUAUAUGGAGUAAUAGGAGGCAUUAUAGGGAGAGGUUAUAUGGAGUAAUAGGAGGAGUUAUAGAGAGAGGUUAUAUGGAGUAAUAGGAUGAGUUACAGAGAGAAGUUAUAUGGAGUAAUAGGAGGAGUUAUAUGGAGAGGUUAUAUGGAGUAAUAGGAGGAGUUAUAGGGAGAGGUUAUAUGGAGUAAUAGGAGGCAUUAUAGGGAGAGGUUAUAUGGAGUAAUCGGAGGAGUUAUAGAGAGAGGUUAUAUGGAGUAAUAGGAUGAGUUACAGAGAGAAGUUAUAUGGAGUAAUAGGAGGAAUUAUAUGGAGAGGUUAUAUGGAGUAAUAGGAGGAGUUAUAGGGAGAGGUUAUAUGGAGUAAUAGGAGGAGUUAUAGGGAGAGGUUAUAUGGAGUAAUAGGAGGAGUUAUAGAGAGGUUAUAUGGAAUAAUAGGAGGGGUUAUAGAGAGAGGUUAUAUGGAGUAAUAGGAGGAGUUAUAAGGAGAGGUUAUAUGGAGUAAUAGGAGGAGGUAUAGAGAGAGGUUAUAUGGAGUAAUAGGAGGAGUUAUAGAGAGAGGAUAUAUGGAGUAAUAGGAGGAGUUAUAGAGAGAGGUUAUAUGGAGUAAAAGGAGGAGUUAUAGGGAGAGGUUAUAUGGAGUCAUAGGAGGAGUUAUAGGGAGAGGUUAUAUGGAGUAAUAGGGGGAGUUAAAGAGAGAAGUUAUAUGGAAUAAUAGGAGGAAUUAUAGGGAGAGGUUAUAUGGAGUAAUAGGAGGAGUUAUAGGGAGAGGUUAUAUGGAGUAAUAGGAGGAGUUAUAGGGAGAGGUUAUUUGGGAUAAUAGGAGUUCUAUGGAGAGGUUAUAUGGAGUAAUUAGAUAAGUAAUAGAGGUAAUACAUGUUGUUAUAUGGAGAUAUAUAGAAUAACUGGUAUAGACAUAUUAUAUGUCAUAAUAUAAAGUAGUUGAAUUACUGUACAUUUUAACAAAAAUAGGAAACAUUCUGUACAGUAUUUUACUAAAUUAAUAAACAUAUGUUGUACAAAGGCUUUCACAGAAAUUCUUAUUUACACAGCAAUUCACACCCACUCACCACCGCGACUGAUCACAAUCCGCCACACUGAUUCACUACCCUUUGGACCCAGUGUUUUGGUGUGACUCACUGCUCGCAGGACUUACAGUGACCUUAUUGUACAGCCCGGCUCUCAAACAGGAAACAGCCCGUGGCAUUACGUGCCACAACAGGGGCCACACUGUCACAGCCAUGUCCAUUCAUAAGAUCUAAAAGGCAGAGGGUGAGCAAAUGAAUAGUCUGCAACUAAAUUGGGGAGAAGCUUGGAAUUUUCAGAGAAAGAUUUAUGGGGAUGACAGUCUUAUGCUAUAUUCUGCUACAGCUAAACUCUAUGAAUUAGAGGAAUAUUUAACAUAUUUGCAUCCAUUAAGUACAAUAGACUGACAGAGGUAUUCAAUAAUUUGUCAUUUGUUAAGAAUUUAAAGUUAAUAUCCAACUUAAGGCCAUAAUAACUGAGUUGGAAUGGGUAUGUUUUCAGGUUAGCUAAUUUAGACUGAAAAUUAUAAUUCGUACAUUUAUUCACUAAAGUGAGAAUUCAGAGUGAAUUUCAAAUUUAAGGUUAAAAUAAUCGAACUGGAAAAUUUAUCUUACUCGGCUAUGUUUUGAGUUCUACUACUCGGGCCUUAAAUUUAAAAUUCACUUUGACGUCUCAGUGUAGUAAAUAAUAUCCAUUUUUUGCUGCACUCACCGUAAAUCCACAUAUCUUAAAAUAAACCUUCUUAAUACAACUUAAUAUAUUGGCCCAGUUGUAUUAAGAAGGUUUAUUUUAAGAUAUAUGGAUUUACGGUGAAUUGAAAAUAAAAAGUGUAAAAUAUUGCCUAAUUGCAAAUAUUGAUGAGUUGGAGAAUUUUUCAGCCUUAGCUGGUUUGAUUUAAAAUUGUGAGAAUAUUUCAAGUGACAGUAAAUUGAUAGUUCGUGAAUAUACCUCUUAUUUUAAUAUAUCAUUGGGCUUGUUAUACAGUGGGUGGGGCCAUGUACUAUGUACCUAGGUGUAUAUGAGCUACGAAUAGCUACUGAGGUCCAUUCUUCUAUACUCACAGAUUAAAGGACCACUAUAGGCACCCAGACCACUUCAGCUUAAUGAAGUGGUGUGGGUGCCAGGUCCAGCUAGGUUUAACUCUUUUUGCAGUAAACAUAGCAGUUUCAGAAAAACUGCUAUGUUUACCUAUGGGUUAAUCCAGCCUCUAGUGGCUGUCUCACUGACAGCCGCUAGAGGCGCUUCCGCGCUUCUCACUGUGAUUUUCACAGUGAGAAGACGCCAGUGUCCAUAGGAAAGCAUUAGGAAUGCUUUCCUAUGAGAUUAGCUGAAUGAGCACGCGGCCGAUGACGGAAGAAGAGGGAGGAGAGUCCCAGCACAGAGGGAGCCGAGCACUGGAAAAAAGGUAAGGGAUUAACCCCUUCCUUCCCCUUUAGCGCCACGGAAGUGGGACCCAUAGGGUCACUAUAUUGGUCCUUUAAGUGCAAUGCGACAGUCUGUUCAGGGCAGGGCCUGUUUGGUGGACAGUCUGUUCAGGGCACGGCCUGUUUGGUGGACAGUCUGUUCAAGGCAGGGCCUGUUUGGUGGACAGUCUGUUCAGACAGGGCCUGUGGAAAGUCUGUUCUAAAAACAUUCCUUGGAGCAUGUUAGCUAUGCCAAAAAGCAGCAAAAAACUAGACCGUUUGUCAUUAGACAUUGUUAGCUCAAACUUCGUCUUCAUGGUAUUAAAGGGACACGGAAAGCAUUGUAAUUGCUUUAUCUCAUUUAAGUGGUUAGAGUGUCUGGAGUCCCCUGGCACCAUUCUUCCAUUUAGCGCUAAGCUGUUUUUAAAGGGAAAACUGUUGUGUCCUCUGGCCCUCCCCUCCCUUGUGCUCCCAAAUAAAGGGUUAAAAAACUUUCCUUCGGCGCUGGGUCCGGCUCCUGCUCCGCCAACUCCAGUAGAUCGGGGGGACCUAAUUCACACGCAUGCCGCGCACACGUUAGACCUCAAUGCUUUCCUAUAUGGAUUUUGAACAUGCUCGACGUCCUCAUGCAAAGCAAGCACGAUGGACGUACUCAGGAAACGUUUCUACUGGCUGUGUGGUAGACAGCCACUAGAGGCAGUCUUAACCUUUUAAUGUAAACAUUGCAGUUCCUCAAAAACUGCAAAUUGUACAUUGCAGGAUUAAGAGAACAGGGCCAGUGCACCCAGACCACUUCAAUGUCCCUUUUUAUGUUUUAAUGUUAAAGAAGAUUCCUCGGAAGCACAUCCCCUCUGUGCUGCUUGGAUUAAUUAGGAAGCAUUAACCUUAGCAGCAUGGGUUGUGUGAUAAAGUGAAGGCAGAUAGGCCUUUUAACCCCAGGGGGAGUAUGUGUAGUUUGUGUGUGUUACACAAAGCUCUGUUUAGUUAUGGGCCCCUGGGGUGGAGCAUUUGGAGAGAAGGGUGGGCCAGUGCUCCACUCCACAGUUUAGUGGUUUUCUGGGGAGACAUAGAUCCAGGCCAGGGUUUUUUGGACCGUCUCCAACCCACUGCUCAGCUGCAGUUAAUGAGCUGUUGCAAUUGGAAUAAACUCCUCCCUGCUAGGCAGGUAAAGGAGAGGGAUUGCUGGCUUCCUCCCAGGAAGCAGGUAGGAGAGAGAGGCUGUUCUCUCCAGAUAGUCAAGGAGACUGUGCACUUGGAGUGCAGAAAGGAAGCAGUCAGGGCAAGACUGGCUUGGAGCACUGGGAGUGCAGAAAGGAAAGCAGUCAGGGCAAGGCUGGCUUGGAGCACUGGGAGUGCAGAAAGCAAAGCAGUCAGGGCAAGGCUGGCUUGGAGCACUGGGAGUGCAGGAAAGGAGCGCAACAGGCUAGCCAGCAGAGUGUUGCUAACUAAUAAGGUUGGUGCCAUUGUUUUGUUUAGUUUAACCCUGAGAGAUAGGGAACCUAACGUCAGUUAGUGCUCAGACGAGCUAGGUUUUUGUUUAUAGGGUUUUCUGUUACAUUUGUUUUCAUUUACUGAUGUAUCCUGUGUGAACUUACAAAUAAAGUGCCUGGAGUAUUUGCAAUUACAAGGACUGUGCAUGUUUUUGCCCUAGAGGACCGUGCUACCUGCAAACAAGGAUCACAGUUGUCUAUCACUGCAACCCAUCGCAGUUAUAAAUAUUUAUGGCUAGAAAGAAGCAAGUAAUCUCUGCCUUAGCCAUACCUCCAUUAGGGACCAGGCUGUAAAGAAGCUCUGUAACUUUCGGUUUCUUUGCAUAGCUUGCAAAGACCCCCAAAGGUGAUACAGCGGCCCGGUGGAGAUGCUUAUGGAAGCGAUAUACCUGCCUGAAGCUUUCAAUCCUUCUGGGCGGCUGUCUUCAGCUCUUGAUUGUUCAGGGCCAGAAGUCUUGUCACUGUUGUACUUUCGCUCAUGCAUGAGGUUACAACACAGAGGUCUAUAGACAAGAUCAUAAACCCUUCUAAGAUCAUUUUAUUAACAGCCGUAGCUAGAGACAAUUGCAGGGAAUCAACGAAACUCGAUGAUGGAAGUUUUGUCAUCAUCUGUCUUACCCGUCAGUCAAAGUAAUACCUGCCUUCAUUUAUUAUAUCUUUAUUAUAUCUUUUUAUUAAUUGAAUCAUACUUUUAAUGGAAUUCCCACAAAAUCAAUAUUAGUACAACGUAGCAAUUUUAUAUUUCUGAAAUACUCAGAAGUGACAUCCAAUGCCAUCACAAAUUAUCGAUAAUAGACACAUGAUGACAGUAUGCAGCGAGUUAAUAAAAGCAUGGUCAGUAAUAAGAUGGUUACUGAUGGUUGACCUUAAGCAAUAUUGUUGACAGUGAGUAAUUAAAGGCAAAAAAAAUGCAGUUAAACGAGUUUAGGUCACUGCACUUCUAAAAUAACAUAGAACUUUAGCAUUGUCCCGCCAAAAAGUGCUGAAUUCUAAAUAUUUGUCUCUCGCGAGCCAUCUAAUAACUGUGGACCUCACUCUAUACCGGCACUCAUAUGCACGCGAAAACAAUAUUUCAUUGAUACGUGUACAAAAGUGAAAAGUUUGGUGUGCCUCGUUUGACUUUCAUUAACCAUUUAUUUCUGUACAGAAGCAGAUGUAAUUAACUCUCAAUUUUUUAGAAAAAGGGUACUGAAUUUGCCCGGCAUCUGGUGACAAGAUUUUAUAAAGAAACUGUAACAUACAAACUUAGAAAAGGUAGAAGAAAAAAACUGCCAUUCUCGUACGAACAGUUUCAGAAUCCUGAAAUAAUUCUUGUUUUUUUGUCUUUGUUUGUCUACGCAGACCCAAACCCACCUGCCGACUCAGUGACGCCUUUCCUGCCAGAACCAAAUAUGACAACACUGAGCAGUACUAUUUUGAAACCCAAUGCCAGCAGCACAAGCCCUGAGAAUAAAGACAACGUUCACCCCAGCGGGGCACCGGAGAACCUCAUCCCUGUCUACUGUUCCAUCCUCGCAGCGGUCAUCGUAGGACUAGUGGCAUUUAUUGUGUUCAAACGGUGAGACAAUCAAGACAGGAUGCUUAGUUUCUAAGCUAGUUUUGAGUUCUGUGGCUCCUGAAGAGUCACAUCUGUUACAUUAGAAAAAUACCAGAUUACUACCAACAGACAAAUUUAAAAAAACAUACAAAAACAGUGUGCACUCACGAUAACCCCAUAUAACUAGCAGGACCUGUUUCAAACAUGCUGCAGAUGUUUUGAAGAAAUAAUUCCAAAGUACUCCACUUGGAUAUAAUUCAAUCAAAGUGAAUUACAAUAUAUACAACUGGAAUGCUGAUUAAUUAUCUCUUUUAUUUGUCCUGAGAGUUUGGGAAAAUUAACUCCAUCUGCGAACACCCAAAUUUGGAGGAACUACAGGUUCAGGAGUGCCUGUCACAAUAAGAUUCACUGAUUAUGCUGUAGAUUAUGCUGCAGUCGGGGACUGAGUGAUUGUGAAAAGUGAGAGUAGACCUGCCACUGGUUUCCCCCAAAAUCCCACCCAUUGUCACCAGUUGGGGGCCUAAUUCUAAGUUAAGGGUGUCUGGUAGGUAGACCCUCCAAAAACGAAACAAGAGAGCCACAGGUUUUCUCCAUAAACAGGAAAUGAAAUACCCAGUUACCUGGCAUGUGACAUAAAUAUGUAAUAAAUGCCCAGUUGCCUAGUAUGGCUGUCCCUGCAUAUGGUCCCCCUGGGUAGUAGCAGGAGAUUCCCAGUCCACCAGCACUACUAAUAAAACAUUAGCAAAGUGAAAGACUUAUGUUAGAGUGCACUGCAAUUGUUUUUUUUUUACAACUAAUGCUCAGUUAAACGUGUAGAGGAAACAGUGAGCUCAACCAAAUGUGGGAAUAGUUCCUCCACCAAAGCUUUGAUGCCACCAAUCUUCCAUAUUAACCACAGCAGGUGGCUCAUAUUAACCAAAGCAUGUCACCAAUCUUCCACACCAACCAAAUGGUGACACCACCAAUCCUUCCUUCAAUCCAAAGGGAACUGGUACUACCAUUCCCCAAUUUCAAACUACUGAAACGGAGAGAAGAGAAUGCUCUGAUGGCCAGAGCAGGUUUGUCAAAGAGAGAGUAAUCCAAGUGACUGGCAGGACUGUCUGAGUAAUAAAGAGGAUUCUGAGUGACAGACAGGAGAGUCGAAGUGAUAGAGAUGGGUUUGAGUGACACAGAGGAGAGUUUGAGUGGAAGAGAGGAGUUUGAAUGAGUUUGAGUGAAAAUUAGGAGUGUCUGAGUGAGAAUGAAGAGUCUGAGUGAAGAUUAGGAAUGUCUAGGUGACAGGGAGGAGUUUGAGUGAAGAUUAGGAAUGUCUAGGUGACAGGGAGGAGUUUGAGUGAAGAUUAGGAAUGUCUAGGUGACAGGGAGGAGUUUGAGUGAAGAUUAGGAGUGUCUGCGUGACAGAGAGGAGUUUGAGUGAAGAUUAGGAAUGUCUGAGUGAGAAUGAGGAGUCUGAGUGAAGAUUAGGAAUGUCUAGGUGACAGGGAGGAGUUUGAGUGAAGAUUAGGAAUGUCUAGGUGACAGGGAGGAGUUUGAGUGAAGAUUAGGAGUGUCUGCGUGACAGAGAGGAGUUUGAGUGAAGAUUAGGAAUGUCUGAGUGAGAAUGAGGAGUCUGAGUGAAGAUUAGGAAUGUCUAGGUGACAGGGAGGAGUUUGAGUGAAGAUUAGGAAUGUCUAGGUGACAGGGAGGAGUUUGAGUGAAGAUUAGGAGUGUCUGCGUGACAGAGAGGAGUUUGAGUGAAGAUUAGGAAUGUCUGAGUGAGAAUGAGGAGUCUGAGUGAAGAUUAGGAAUGUCUGAGUGAGAAUGAGGAGUCUGAAUGAAGAUUAGGAAUGUCUAGGUGACAGGAAGGAGUUUGAGUGUUGAUUAGAGGUGUUUGGGUGACAUUGAGAAGUUUGAGUGUAUAUUUGGAGUGUCUGUGUGAGAGGGAGGAGUUUGAGUGCUAAUUAGGAGUGUCUCAGUAACAGUCAGGAGUGUUUGAGUGACAGAGAACAUUACAGCAACAGUGUAUCUUAGAUAAUGAAAAUCUGAUUCUUUUAUGAAAUUCUUUGAGAUGUUCCUGCAGUGUUACAUUGUCCUCCACUUCUACCCACAGGUGGAAUAGUUGUAAGCAGAACAAACAAGGGGGUAACAGUCACCCAGUAAACCAGACACCAUCUCCUGAGGGUGAAAAACUGCACAGCGACAGCGGUAUCUCGGUCAAUAGUGAUAGCACGGCAGAGCAGCCUGCAGGACAUACUCAGGGUAAGUAGGAAACAAUUAUUUAUUUAGGAUCCUAGUCAAAACUGGAAUGAUCCAUUUCAUUUAAAAGAACACUAUAGUGACAGGAUACAAUAUAGAAUGUUAUAUAGGAACAUAUAACACUAUUUAGUCCACUGGCCCCCCUGUAAAAGGUGAUUUUAAUUACCUUUAUUCCAGCGCUGCAUGGGUCCGUUGCGGCUUGUUCCGCCUCCAUAUCUUAGAUUAUCAAAAUUGACAAUCUCAGCCAAUCCAAUGCUUUUCCAUAGGAAAGCAUUUGGAGGCUAUUGCACAUGCACGGCAAAACGCCACGCUGUGCCAGUUAGCAUCUCUGCAUCGAGAUACACUGAAUGAAGGCAUCUCUAUGAGAAAUGUUCAACAUCUCCAUGCAGAGCACUGACCCAGGAAGCACCCCUAAUGGCCAUCUGAAUGACUGCCACUAGACGUGUUACUAAAUAAAUAAAAUAUAUAUGUUCUCUGAAAAGGCAGUGUUUACAUUAAAGUGCCUGCAACGACAGUCUAUAGACACCAAAACAACUGCAUUAAGCUGUACUUGUUUUGGUGACUUUAAUGUCCCUUUUAGAUUGCAGGGCUGAAUUGAGCAGCCCUAGUUAAAAAUAAAAAAAUAAUUAUCUUCCUUGUGUAACGACCAUAAAAGAGUUUAAAUUAACAGGACAUUCCAUAACGCAGUAUGUUUUUAGGCACUGGGUUGUGCAUUGUAUUGUGACAGUUAAAUAUGACAUAACAAAUAGCGUUUUGCAAAUAACAAGAUUUUUUAUAUUUGUACCAAUUUGGUUAUUGUAUAUGACUGCAGUACAGCUGCAAAUAUGGCCUUUCACAAAUUUCCAUCAAGUAUAUAAGGUAAAAAUAGAUUUUCUGAUUUCCAUGUAUUAAUAAUUGAGAAUUUGUAAUAAAUGCCAAAUGCAUGUUACAGUCUAUGUCUUAUUUUAGCCCUAAGUUACGAAGUAUAAUAAUUACUUUGUUAAGUUAAGUGCAAACAGUCUGUUAAUAAAGACCUUAAUUGGACACUGAGAAUUAAACCAAUAUGCUGAAUGUCAUUCUAGUCUGUUUGUAGACAUUUCUCUUUUUUUAUCCUUAUAUAAACAUGGUCAUGAUUAUCAACUGUGGUAAUUAAUCAUAGACUAGUAGGCAAAUAUUCUAAAAUAAUAAUUAUUACAGUGCAAUGGAACCAGAUAGAUAUUUUUAUACGCAGUGAUUUUACGUAAAGUAACUAUGAUUUUAGUUAUUUUACCUUCAGAAUUCCAUUGUACAGUGCUACAGAAUUUAUUGGCACUUUAUAAAUAAAGAUCAUAAUAAUAAUACAUUUCUCUCUUGAAUGUUGCCAUUAAAGUGAUUCAUGGUCAAGACAUGCACUUAUGACUGCAGUCAGAGAUGGAAUCUGAAGAGAAGGUCUAUUGGAAAUGUAACAGAGAGCAAGAAUUACCUAAACACAUUUAUCAUCUUUCCACAGGCAAAAAUGACCUCCAUCUCUACAAUAAUCUUUCACCCCACAAACAAGAAGAGGUGGAGAAACUUCUUGCUGGGUCUGUGGAGCAGACUUGGAAAAGUCUUGCUGGAGAACUGGGGUACCAAGAUGAGUUGAUAGACACAUUCACUCAAGAGGAGUUUCCAGUGCGGGCUUUACUUAGCGAUUGGUCCAACAAGGAGAGUGCUACCACUGAUGCUCUAUAUUCUGCUCUCCGCAAAAUCCAAAGGGAUGAUAUAGCCCAGAGCUUGUACAGUGAAUCCACUGCUACCUCGCCUGUGUGA
Molecule: messenger RNA, 50678 nt
Organism: Pelobates cultripes (western spadefoot toad)
Lineage: Eukaryota; Metazoa; Chordata; Amphibia; Anura; Pelobatidae
Source: the annotation of a GenBank genome assembly